This is a messenger RNA of Podarcis lilfordi (Lilford's wall lizard), 44803 nucleotides long. Lineage: Eukaryota; Metazoa; Chordata; Lepidosauria; Squamata; Lacertidae. The record is from the annotation of a GenBank genome assembly.
AGUGGGAGAAGAGCCGGCGGUGGGAAGAAGCAGAAGGGGGAAACCGCCGCCCUCUCCUCUUCCAACCAUCCCCGAAGCUAACCGAGAAGCCCCAGUUGCGGCGCCGGCGGCUGGGAUAUACGAGGAGCCAGAGGGGACGCCGGGCAAGGAGGCUCCGCCCGCCGUGCCUCAGGUCGCUCGCAGCAGCAGCAGGGGCCGCCUCGCCGGGGCGCCACGUCUGCCGGCUGCUGUAGCGGCGACGGGGGCGGAGCCGGCCUGAGUGGCAGAAAAGAUGGCGGCCAGCAUCCGGGAGAAGCAGACGGGUGAGUUCCCCGCUUUCCUCUCGGGGACAGGCUCGAAGGGGCGCCGGCCCUCUGUUGCCGGGGAGCCCGCGGGGUGCGGCGGGGCCGCCGCCGCUGCCCUCGUCGGCGGGAGGGUUUCGCGGCGUCUUUGUUACCUCACGGAGGAUACGCGCGGCCUGCUCCGUUCUGCAUCCUCUGCGGGGCCUCUUCCUUUAAAACCCGCGCGAAGAAGGCUCUCUUUGGCUGGCCGACCCGCUUCUGGAGGAGCGGAGCCCUGCCCUACUUUUGGGGGGGGGGGUUGCCCCGUGGCGGCCAAGGCGCCGAGAGGGUUCCCUGUAUUGACCCCGCAUCCUGCUCUUAGUUUCCUGGCGCGGCUGUGUUUCUUCUUUCGCUGCCUCCAACCCUCGGGUUUUAUAAGAACAGCAACAACACUUUGGGAUUAUAGGGCAGUAGGUACUUCAUAGACCACUACGGAGUUUUAAGUUGGUACAAAAAGGGGGGGGGAAUCCACCCCACCCCAUCAUGUCCACAAAGAGACUGCCGUCACAGUUUCAUAGACAUUACAGUUAUUCCAAAGGAGCCCUUAAACUUAAAGUGGAGUCAUGCUAUUAGUUGUUAAAAGCAGCCUUUGCAUCAUCCGCCUACCCGCGUUAAGCAAUUUGCAAGGCAUUGUUAGAAGAUACAAGAACAAAUGAUCCCCAAGAAAUGCCCCUUUAGUACCUUACACUCAUCAUCCUCAAAGGAAAAUAUAAGGUUUAUCAGAGUCAGCAUUGUUUUCAUCUUUUCAAGCUGUGCUCCGAGGAGUUCUGAACAUGUCAUCUAUGCGAUCGUGAUGGUUUUAGGCUGGGUGUUUUUCUGUGAUUUUAAUGGCUGGUGUUACUACUCCAAACUGAAGCACAGCCCUUCAAAUCAGAGUUUCUCCACCUGGUGUCCUCCAGUUGUUUUUGGACUAGUUCCCAUUAGCCGCAAUCAGCACUGGUUGGACUUGUGGUCCAGAACAUCUGGGGGUUACCAGGUUGGGGAAGGUUGUUUCAAACAAACAGAUUUGCCUAUGUUAUCCAGUCAGAAGCAGGUCAGUGUAGUAUGUCCCAAUGGCUUGUAAUUGCCAAAGCAUUCCAUACUGAACAUAUAUUUAUUAGUAAGAAAUGUUUCAAGAAACCAUUCUGGAACACAUACUGCAAAGGUGUAUGAAAUCUUCACAGAUUCACCCAUGUCGGGGUUUGGGUUUAGGACUAGACUUCUUCAUCAGACUUCAACACACACACACACACACACAUUUUUUAUUACAGUUUCAUUCUUCUUAUGUCGGAGAUAUUGAGAAGUCACUGCCAGUUUGGACUUGACAGCAUAUAUGUAAAUUCAGUGCCCUUGUGUGCAACACUUUACACUUUCUGCUGAAUCUCCUUUGCCAUUUUGUUCCCAUUCAUGUGUUUGUUCAUGGAUUAUUUUAAAAGUUUUAGUCUCAGGGCAGAGCCUUGGGAAUAUCUAAUAUGACUUUCACAUCAAUUUUCACCAUACUUAUGUCUCUGAGUAUAAGAAGGCUUUGGUACAUAGGAAGUACAAUGGAAACACACUGUUAUUUUACAAUACCAGGUUUCUGCUCUUAGGUUCUUGUCUCUUCAGUUGCUACAAUAUCCACACAUCUUGACAAAUGUUGUUAUUAAUUUAAAUAAGACAGUAGCCAUGGCCUCUUUAUUUAUUUUAUUUUAACAAUUUAUAUACUGCUUGACUACAAUAAUCUCAAAUAAAUAAACUAACAUUGUUUAUUUCUAAAUAACAUAUAGUCAGAUUGCAAUAUUUUGAAAAGGUUCUCAAUAGAUUUUAUGUGGUUAGUCAUACGUUUUCAAAACUAUUCAAAAUCCUCUUUUCUCUCAUUUUCAGUGGCUCUAAAACGUAUGUUGAAUUUCAAUGUGCCACCUGUUAAAAACAGUACAGGUGAACCAGUAUGGAAAGUAAGUCAAACUAUAUGCCAAUUUUACACCCAUGGUAAUCAUUUCUAGUUUCAAAUUAACUUACUUGCCUUGUUCUUGAAAAUGACAUUUUAUAGCUUUACAAAAUAGGUUGUUGACUUGGACCAAUUGCUGAUAAUGAAAAUGAAAGUGUUUUAAUUAUAUUGUUGUUUAGUCGUGUCCGACUCUUCGUGACCCCAUAGAACUGCAUAAAGAAGAGCUCUGUGAAAGUAAACAUAACUGAGUAGAUAGAAGUAAUUCCUUUGGUAGUAUAUUUGACACUGGUGAUGGAUUUUAUUGAGGAAACUGUACUAAUGGUUUAAGAAACAUUGUUUCUGACUGUGUUUUUAAUGUUGCAUGAUAGAACCAUUUCAGUCUUUAUUGUGCAUGUUACUUUUUCCAGUUGGUUUUUAAGUCCAGAUGUCAUCAUAAAACACUUUUUUAAUUCUGACAGGAACUAGCUAGGUGAGCAUCAGAUGCACACUGCCCCAUUCCCUCCUUCUCUGGCAUGGCUGCAAUGAGGAGCUCUGAAGCUUUUCCUUUCUUUCAUUUGUUUGAGGCUUGCUGUGUUGUGUGACCCUGAGAAACUCCAGUUAAUCUUAGCUCUGAUUAGCUUGAAACAAGCCAUAUAUUAUGAAGCUGCCUGGUUUUGACAAACAACAUUAAAUACAGUGGUACCUCCGGUUACAAACGCUUCAGGUUACAAACUCCACUAACAUGGAAGAGUUACCUCGAGUUGAGAACUUUGCCCCAGCAUGAGAAUGGAAAUCGGGUGCCGGCAGCGCAGCAGCACCAAGAGGCCCCAUUAGUGAAAGCACUCCUCUAGUUAAGAACAGUUUCAGGUUAAGAACGGCUCUCCGGAACAAAUUAAGUUUGUAACUAGAGGUACCACUGUACAGUUGAAGCUUGAGACAUAACAUUGAGAUUGAUUGAUUUAGAAACUAAACUGUGUUUAAUAAAAAACAUGGGAAAAAACCUUAAUUCAACUGCACUGGAGGGAGCAGGAAAAGCAUUUUAGCCAAUGGUUCAUCUAGAAUUAUUCCCUUCAUAAUAAAUCAUGGUUAGUUAUUAUGUCCAAAUAUUCUCUCUUGGUUUUGUAUGACAGGCUGCCCUUAUUUUUUAAAAAAAAUUGCAGUGUCAAACAAAAAUUUGUAAUGCUUUCCUGUUGUUUUCUUAUUUUUUAAAUAAUAAUUUGUUUUAAAGGAAAUUACAGUGGUACCUCUGGUUACAUACCUAAUUCGUUCCGGAGGUCCGUUCUUAACCUGAAACUGUUCUUAACCUGAAGCACCACUUUAGCUAAUGGGGCCUCCCGCUGCCACUGCGCCGCCAGAGCACGAUUUCUGUUCUCAUCCUGAACCAAAGAUCUUAACCCGAGGUACUAUUUCUGGGUUAGCGGAACCUGAAGCGUAUGUAACCUGAAGCGUAUUUAACCCGAGGUACCACUGUAUUUAUUUCAAAGCAUAUGAGAAUGUGACUGACUCCUUCAAAUCUGAAAUGUUGCUUAAGACCCCUUUAUCUGUUAAAUAAUUACAAGCUCAUGGACAUAAAGCUGCUGCACAACCUCUGCUCAGGCCCCACUGAAGUGAAUGGUGAUCCAUGCACUGACAUUGCUUUCUAGUUUGCUUAGUGUGUAUGCAACUAAUAAAACCUGACCAUAGCAUUCUUCUUCCUCUCUGAUUGGUUGACCUCAAAAGAGUCCUAUCCUCUCCCCUAAAUAUGUCAAGUUCCUUACUGGAAUUAUGCUAAUAGGUAUUUUUGUGUUGCAGGUUCUCAUUUAUGACAGAUUUGGCCAAGAUAUAAUAUCUCCAUUAUUGUCAGUGAAAGAAUUAAGAGACAUGGGCAUUACUUUACAUCUGUAUGUAUCUAUAUGUAUACGUUUUGCGGUUGUGUUACUUUAUACGUUGUUUGAAAAAACAUGUGGUUUUUUUAUGGUGAGGAGGAUAAGGUUGCAUGUUAAACCACCAGUUGGGUAACUGGUCAAUAAUGGGAAGCUGAAGGAUGCUAGUUAUGCUUACAGUGAUGUAUUCUCUCUUGUAAAAAACAGACUGAAGCUCUGGCAUGUCUAAGUAUGCCAGUCUUUACCUAAAACAGUACAUAAAUCCAUUACAUUGAUUACAAAAUUAAGAGAAGGCUGAAAGCAGUUUUAAUUUUGCAAGUUACUGGGCAUACAGUAAGAGCAUAUCUGAAAAACAUAUUUUCAUUAUACUUAAGUCUAUGCAAUCUACCUUUUCAAGUCAUAGUUCUGAAACACCUGAGACAGCUCCUUUUCCUUUUUUCAGACUAAUCAUACAAGCUAUGAAUGGGUACACUGAGAUGCCGUGGUUAACCUUGAUUGCAAUUCAUGAUGUGUGGUCAACAAACUGCUUAACUACAGUUAAGGGAAUAGGAGAGAAAGGAAUACACCUUCCUUGGGCAGGCUUUCAGUUAAACUGCAAUUAAAGAAAAACUAGCAUUACUUCUGCAUCAGCAAAUUAUGUAGAAAGUGCCGUGUGCCCAAUCCAAUAGAUGAUUACUUGGAAGAAGGCUGAUUGCACGGUCAAGCUCUGCCCAAGCAAGUGUGCAUAGGAUUGAAGCUGCUGAAGCCUUUUUUGUUUCUAGGGCUUUUUGUUGUUGUUCCAUUUGUUUCAAGAAAGAGUAAAACAGUUCACAAAUGAAGCUUGUUCUUUUAUUUCCAGUCUUCUGCACUCCGAUCGAGAUUCUAUUCCAGACGUUCCAGCAAUAUAUUUUGUAAUGCCAACAGAGGAAAAUAUUGACAGGCUGUGCCAGGUAGUGUGACGUGCUUAAUGUCCAUUGUAAGAGUUUAAAAAUUCAUGUUGUAACACAAGAAACUGGACUUUGUUUUACUGCCAGAUAAAAGGUAGUGUUUAUGCUUCAGCUGCAUAGAUGUUAGGGCUGUGACUUCAUUGUUUGCAGCAUGUACUCCACAUCAGCAAAUCCAGUGAUGAGCCAACUGCUUAGAAAAUACUCUUACUACUUACAGUGGUUAUGCUAUGGAUCAAAGAGGUUCUUAAGUGUCGUUGGCAGUUAGGAGAGACAGCUUGCUACUGCUGUAGCCCCUGCAAACGUGUUGUCUUGUAUGAUUAUUCCCUACUUUCCUUGCAGUUUUAAAGUCCAUCUACUACCUGUGCUAGUGUGUACAAAUAUAUCAGGUGUCAAGUGUUCGAAGCUCCCAUUGUUCUAGGCUCAUUUUGCGACAGGGAAUUUCAUUAGUGAGAGCAGUUUCUGAGCUCUGGGUGCAGUACUGUGCCCAAGAUUUCAAACUGCAGAGUGGAAGGAAAGGAAGACCUUUUUCUGCCUCCCCACUUCCAGCUACUCUCUGAAGACUGUAGAAGAGACCCUCUUAAGAAUAUUAGGGGGGUGGGCAGGGGAAGGACCAGAUCAUGUGAAAAAUGAGCAUAAUAUUUUAGCUGCAGUUCAUUCAUUUUCAGCUUUGUAUUCUUGUUAUAAAAAAGUCUGCCUAGACAUUCCAUUAUUGCACCGAUAACCUAGGUUUAAGGUGCAUUUAGCUCCUAGCUUUCAUAUCUCAGUUUGUAACACUGGCUGGCUUGCUUAACUUUUUCUUAAAAUCCAGAAAUUGAUAUAGCAGUGAAUAUCAGGUAUAACUCAAAUCUCCUUUUCACAUGGGGAAAAAAAACCUUCAUUCUCUUUUACCCCAACCUCUGAGCAUUAUGACAAUAUGAUUUUCACCUUUUGUAAAGGGAGUGAGCCAGAAUUGUUGCAACAUUCUUAAUUUGAUUAAGCUUUUCAGGUGAUUUGAAUGUAACAUUUCAUAAUCUGAGAUAUCUCUUGGAGUGAUUUCUGGAACCAUGACCAUGAAAAUGAUUCAUUAUGCCCCAUUCCUGUAGAUUUAAUGUAUAUUAUACAAGCUGAGGCAACAGAUGGUAUUAGUGGAAUUAUAUAUAAUCAGGUUGCAUAGAUUAAUUUUUUCUCCCAUCAAAGCCCAUACAGGGCAGGCCACAACCUUUGUAUUGGUGCAAUUUAGGAUUGCAGUUUUUAGUGAAUGAAUGUCCAGCAUAUCAAUUUAACACUGCUGACACCUGCAGGACACAUGCAGACACUGCAGAGGCUUUUAAACUCAAAUCUCAGACUGAGUUCUUCUCUAGGCAGAUCUAAUCCAGGACAGAUGCAAUAACACAAUGUGCAGAAAAAUGAACUAAUCAAUAUAUUCAAAAUUUACCCAAAUGAGCUCAGCAGAAAAGCUUCUUACUAGGGUCAAAACAGGCUAAAUAAAGAAAUGGCAUAUUCUGUUAAUUUUUGGUUUGAAGUGUGGAUACUUGGAUAAUAUUAAAUGGGAAGCUGCUUUACCCAUGCUUAUCAAAAUAACAGAAUAACUGCUUUUCUGAAUAAGCUUUAUUCUAUCCCAUGUUAGACAUCUUAAUAACCAGGAGUGAUGUCCACUCAGAGAUGCACACAUUCUCACCAGUCAAAAGCAUUGUAUUUGUGGAAUAUGAACUUGACAAAUGAUUACCCUAGGUCACUGGCAAGUAAGGAGCAAGAAUUUUAACUAAACUUGGGGCGAUUACAAAUGAAACCACUGUGUUCUGCCCAGUUUUUUAUUUAUUUUAUUUGCAUGAGACAUUCGAGCAUGCUUCCCACAUGUCAGCAUACAUACAAAUGAAUAUAGGACUGGGGAUGUGCACCUCAAACUAAGCUUUGGGACACUGCACAUUAAACACUGACACUUCAGAAGAACAUUUUCUGCAAAACUCCCUAGUAUUGUAUAUAUUGUCUGUUAUUGGCAUGGGUUAUGCUGCCUAAUAGGAGAUUAAUUUUUAGAAGCACUACUGUAUAGUAAAGGCUUUCAUUUUCAAAGUAUACUUGUUAUCUAAAAAAUUCUGGUGUUUUUAACAUUCAUUUUUUUCUUUCAGGAUCUUAGAAACCAACUUUAUGAAUAUUAUUAUUUAAAUUUUAUUUCUGCCAUUUCAAGAAGUAAACUGGAAGAUAUUGCAAAUGCUGCUCUGGGUGCCAGUGCAGUAGCACAAGUAGCUAAGGUAAAGUACAGUAUUCCAAACAUUCAUAUUCGAGUACCUGUUACUUUCAAAACUGAUUCAACAAGUUUUUUGGAGUGUGGGGUUCUUAAGUUGGGAGUUGGCAAAAUUGGGCAUUUCAGUUUGUGCAGGUUAGAACUAUUUUGCAAAGAUAAUACUGCUAUUGCAUAUAAGCCCUUGUUGUUCCUUAAAUAAAAAUAAAGUUUUGAUAUAGUAGUGAUUCAAUAUAAACUAAUCAUUUUAUGUUAUUGUUAUGUUAUUUUUACUAAUGAUCCCUUUGUUUUGAUGUAUAGGUUUUUGACCAAUAUCUCAACUUCAUUACUUUGGAAGAUGAUAUGUUUUUAUUAUGCAAUCAAAACAAGGAGCUUGUUUCGUAUCGUGGUAGGUGGAUUAUUCUAAAAACAGUUAUUUUGUUAAACGUCUAGCAUUUUAAGAGACCAUAAUGGUGUAAUUCUGUAUGUGCACCCAGACAUUCUAAUGCUGGUGACAGUGUGGAGUUUUGCUACUGACUUCAUUUUCCAUUAUUCGCCUUGAUUACUUGCCUACAUUUAUUAUUGAGCUGUAAUGGAUUAGUGAAGUUUAUGAAAGUAAGCACAUAAAGUGCUUUCUGCUGUUUAGACCGAGUAACUUAUUUUUGUGUCAUAGACCCAGGAUAUAUAUCUUUACUAUCAGGCAAGAAACAUAAAUGGAGGGUAGAAUCCAACAUGCAAUCAGACUGCUGCUCAUGCGACAAGGUUGCUGCUUCCUCUCAUCACCCCUGCAGCCCCCUACGUGCCCCCCCAAAUUUGCUUCCUCUCCUUCAUCCCUUUGGGACAAAUUUUGAGGGUGCACGCAAGGCUGCAGGGGGAAGAGAUUAAGGUGAUAAGCUCUCACACAACAGACAGCAUUGGAUACACCCUGGAAUUUUAAAAUUGUUUUGGUCUGCUAGAAUUUUCAGCUUUUAAUCUAGCGUGAAUGACACAUAGGCAUAAUUUAUACAGUACAGUAAUCUGAUUUUUUUCUCCUCUCCAUUUUUGGUAUUGCAGCCAUCAACAGACCAGAUAUAACAGACACGGAAAUGGAGACUGUAAUGGAUACAAUUGUAGACAGCCUUUUCUGUUUUUUUGUUACACUUGGUAAGUAUGUUGGUUUCUUAAAUAUCAUACCUCUGUAAGGAAUGCUGUGAAAUUCCCUCUACCUUAAGUCAUAUGUCAUUCGAAGGAGGUGGUUAGGAUAAAGCGAGCCACCUCUUCCUCAAAAAUGCCCAGUGCCCUGAAUUGUUUUUACAGAAUUGAGCUCUAUUCAUGGUUACCUAUUCCUAGAGUUUGCAAACCAGCUUCAAAUGCUGUUAUAAAGCAGAGUUUCAAAAAAGAAUUUGAAGAUGGUUCAUCAUGCUUGAAAUUAACAUUGGCACACAAAUAAUUUUGCACCAUGAAUAGUAGUGAAACAUGAAGUAGGGUGAAUUCAGCUGGAAGAGAGGAGAAGAAAGCAUAGGAAUUGUACAGAUCAAUGGUUAAGUGAAUUUGCUCAUGCAGAAAUUUUCACAUUUUCAGGGACCUCCCCUUUGCCCUCAGCUUCCUGCCGCAUUCAGCAGUAUCCUCCAGACCUCUGGAGAGGCUUUUGGGAGCUGCUAUGGAGAAAUCAUAUUCUGCCCACCCACUUCCACUUGGAUUUUGUGGCUCCAACCCAAUGGGUGUUGUAUAGCAAAGUAAUUGAGAAAAGGUUCUUCCUGUUCCACUGCUCCUCUCCCUGCACACCUCCCUGAAUCUGCUACAGAGACUUGGGAGAACAGAUUUGAGAGGGUUUGCGAGAAGUGGAAGUCCAUGCAUUGGUGGAACAGUUCAUUGGAUACAACCUCAUUUCUGCACUGGCUUGGACUUUGUAAAAUAAGGAUUUCUUCUGUAAAUGUUGUCAAAAAAGAAAUAGAGUCCUAGACCGAGGACAGCAACAGUAUGAUAUGAUUUCAUGUUAUUCUCUUUGAACAUUUAAUAAUUUGUAGGAAUUAAAGAUACUGAUAGAUAUUAGAUGCUCUUGAUAUAUGAAUUGUUUGAACUCAGAGCUUACAAUUUACCCAUCUGUAUCUGGCUAAAGAUUAAAAAUUAAGAAUUAUUCAGGAAAAGCUUCCCUAUUUAAGUUUGCAUGUCCUGUUAUGACAGUGAUAAUCUGUCACUCAAGAUGUGAUGUUUCAGAAUGUGGUUUCAAACAAUUCAAUUACUUAAAUCUCCUGGAAGAUAUAAAGUAGAUAUGUCCUGUAUUAGGUCUGCAAAAUGAUCCCUUUGGAGAACUAAGAAAUACAUUUAACAGCUUGAGAGGUGUCUAGCUAUCUCCUAUUGGCUAGCCUUUUAAAAAAUGCUCAAAAAUUCCCUCUGAAUAAGGGAAUUUCUCAGCACUUUAGAAAGUUUUCAUAAGCUUUGUUUAAAUAUUAUUAACCCAUAUUUAUUUAAUAAAAUUAACUUGGUAGCAGGCAAUAUAAAAGCCAUUUAUCCUAAAAGAAACGUAGUAGACUCUAUAACAGCAUUUCCCCCAAAAAAUCAAUUUUUAUUUUUUAAUAGGAGCUAUUCCAAUAAUCCGAUGUUCAAGGGGAACAGCAGCAGAAAUGGUGGCAGUGGUGAGUUGUGAAAUAUCCCAACUGAAUUAAUUUUUGAAAUAUGUAUGACAGGCAUCAUGAAGGGAGAAUCACUGUUUAACUGAAAGCCGAACAGCAGACAGACAAUUGUUUUUACUGAGCUAUAUCACAGAGGAGACAGAACGGUCAGUGUAACUUUACAUUGUCAUGGUAACUCCACUUGUGUGUCCCAAGCUAAACAGACACAAUCUAAGAAUGUUUUUAUCCACUGCAAUUCUUAGGAAGACAUGUGCAGUAGAAUUUCUGGGUUUGGACAUAGCAUUAAGCUAUGGUUUAGUGCUACAUAAACCAGCCUUAGGCUUGUGCACUCUGUGCACGAUUUAAGAAGUAUGCAAACUCUGGGCAUAAUUAUUUUCCCUCCCAUUGGUUCCAGUGGGAGGGAAUAGUUUUAAAAGGCCUUAUCAGGAAAAUCUGCUCAACCAGCUCCUGCUAAUGGUAAGCCAGCAGAGGUUAGGUUGAUGUGGUGGUUUCUCCAUCAUGGAGUAUUCCACCACCUUUGAGUACUUCCCAUGUCUUGGAUUGUAUGUUGUUCUUGGCUAGCUGCCUCUUAACUGACCUGGGUAUGCGGUGCCCCCUUGCUUCUAGGUGCAUGUGUCUUAUGUGUCUUUGAUUACAUCCUGGCAUGCGCUCCUGUAGUCUAGGAAGGAAAGCUAGUGGCAUAUGAAAGUGUUGUCUCUUCAGACAAGGUUGAGGAUAUGGAAAGAACUCUAAAUUAUAUUGAGUUCUUUGUAAGAUAGAGCUUCUUUAUUGGUCCAGCAUAACCCUAUGCAUGUGUACUUAGACACAAGUCCUAUUCAGUUCAGCGGGACUUACUUUCAGUUAAGUGUGCAUAAGAUUGUGGGGUUAGUACUGAGCUUAUGCUAGCUUGCAACAAUAGUGGAAUAUUUUUAAAACAGUAAUACUUGGGAAGGGAGGAGAUAGCUGUGAUGUAAAGUGGAAAGGCCUGUUUGUCCCCUUUUUAAAAAUGGCCCAUAUGUAAUCUGGUGCCUCUCAAGGGCAUGAACUGAGAACACAGUGUAUUUGUACAUGAACUAGGGGUAGUGUACUUAAAAGAUCACCUUAUUCCUUAUACCUGGUCUAAUCUUUGCAAUAUGCCACUCAGGCAUGUCUAGUGGUGACUGGCAGUGUCAAACUGUCCUCAACAGGAAAUAGUGUGGUGCUUUUUGUAUAGAAAAAGCAAUCUGGCACAGUCUGUACUGAGUUUCGGUGCCAACUUAAGACUUUGUUGUUUCAUGAAGCUUUCUUAUGAAAAGAUUUGGAUCGCCUUAGUGUUUGGAUGGGAGAUAAUAUCAGAACCCUGUGUACACUUCCAAGAGUUCCAUGAAAGAAUAAAGGCAGAAUGUAGAUGAACUUAAAUUGUUUUGGAGGGAGUGUAUGAACACUCAGCCUUCAAAGACGGUAACACAUGAAAAAGAAAAGAUUGCAGAAUGGUGUAGCAUUGCUAUGCAAUAAAAGUGACACCAAAGGUGUCUAUGCUGUUCACAUAGUCAUCACAAUAACAAUGGAAGUGUUAGCUAAGUGGGACAUCUAAUGUAACCAUUAUCACAAAAUUUUGAUGGCUCAUAGGAAAAUGACAUUUCUCUAUGAGCAUGCAGGAGCCCUUCAGUAAACAAUGGGUUCAGUCCCAUCCAAAGACAGGCAGGAAUAAUAAAAUGAAAGAGUUUAGCAGCCACCCCUCAUAUUGGCUCCAGUUCCUUUCCCUGCCUUGCUUGGAAUAGGUUAGUUUAUCUCAGCCUGGGCAUUCAAGAUUCCUUCUGGGGGGAAAACAAGAACAAAUAAGAUUAGCUGUGCAAAAGAAACAGUACAGGAAAUCUGAUGUCUGAUUUUACCACAGUGACACAUGCCUUUGUUACAUCCUGUUUGUCUUGUUCCACCUUAGCAAAGCUUUCAACAUCUAUUGUAGUGGCUUAUGAGAUCCAACAUAUCCCUCACCUUUAAACACCACAGUUCAGCUCAUUCCACCAGGACUUCAGCAGCAUUUGCUGCUCACUCUGCUAAUGGUUCUGUUUUGGAGAUUUGUAGCACAGUUACCUGGUUUAUGAUGAGUAGCUUGAGCACAUCCCAUUGUUUACUGAAGGGCUCUCACAGAGCACAAACCAUUGAAUAAUGUGAAUGCUGCUUCUGGGGACACACACAAGACCUUGUGACCAAUCCUUGUGGUUGAGUGGCACCCAGUUUUCUAUUUGACCUUGCCUUUUCAGUUGGCUCCUUUUUAUAUCAGCAAUUUCACCAACAUUUGAACUUGUCAGACAUCCUCUUUGUGUCAUGCCUUUUCAUAGUUUUUUCUUCUUCUCCUGAUUACGAUUCUUCUUGAAUUUCCUCUUGGUUUUGUCUCCCGGUUUUCACUUCCUUAAGGUCUGCAAGAACUUGGCAACAGGGCAGGAACUGGAGGCAGGAUGUGAGGGUUGGCUGCUAAGCUUUUACUUUCAUGACCUUACCCCUGUCUAUGUCUGGGUAGUGGAUCUUUAGCCAGUGUUUACUGAGCCCAUUGUCUCCCUCACAUUCCCAAAAGGAGCAUUCACAGUAAGUUUAAAAUGCUCCAUUCUCAAGUUUGGAUCUUUCAGCUUUCCUUGAUUAUUGAGAUAUUUAUACCCCACCUUUUCAAUUCCAGAAGGUAAUCUCAAGCUGGUUAUCUCUCUACCGUUAUCUCAUCAUGGACCACUUUCUCAUUAUUUUAAUCUUCGUCCUCAUAUAGGCUGUGGGGAAAUUGACAGGUUCAUUCUGUUAUAUUUAGCUAUAUUUAUGGAUAUAUGGGGAUGCAGGUGGCGCUGUGGGUUAAACACAGAGCCUAGGACUUGCCGGUCAGAAGGUUGGUGGUUCGAAUCCCCACGACGGGGUGAGCUCCCAUUGCUCGGUCCCUGCUCCUGCCAACCUAGCAGUUUGAAAGCACGUCAAAGUACAAGUAGAUAAAUGGGUACCGCUCUGGCGGGAAGGUAAACGGUGUUUCUGUGCACUGCUCUGGUUCGCCAGAAGUGGCUUAGUCAUGCUGGCCACAUGACCCGGAAGCUGUACGCUGGCUCCCUCGGCCAAUAAAGCGAGAUGAGCGCCGCAACCCCAGAGUCGGUCACAACUGGGCCUAAUGGUCAGGGGUCCCUUUACCUUUACCUUUAUGGAUAUAUGAAAGCUCUGAUAAAUCUUUUUCAGAAAUUAGAUAAGAAACUCCGGGAGAACCUCAGAGAUGCCAGAAACAGCCUUUUCACAGGUGACACACUUGGAGCUGGACAAUUCAGGUAUCAACAUCUACUUGUAUUUUUCAGCAGCCCUUUUUAAAGUCCUAUAUGUAUUCAUGCUUUGCAGAUUUGCAGCAUGUCAUUGCUUUUCAUCUGCUUAGCUGGAAGAUAUAGCAAUAUUGGGAUUUAAAAUCCUAAGGAGAGAAAAACAUUCUACAUGAUUUUAAAAUAAUGGAAUGAUUUUUAAAUGGGGAAACCAAGCCAGAUGGGCAGGGUAUAAAUAAAUUAUUAUUAUUAUUAUUAUUAUUAUUAUUUAGCAGGUGGCAAAAUGCUUCAUAUUUCGUAACUAUUUUGCAGGGUUUGGCAAUGAAUUUGGCCACAGAAAUAUUCCAAAUAUAUUUCAGGUUAUUAACUUUAAUAUUUUUAUUUAGUUUCCAGAGACCUCUCUUAGUACUUGUUGACAGAAACAUUGAUUUGGCAACUCCUCUACACCAUACUUGGACCUACCAAGCCUUAGUGCACGAUGUACUGGUAAGAAACUUGUUUUUUGUGACUGUAUAUUCUUUGUUUAUUAUUAUUACCAGCUCAAUAAUGUAAAACUUUGGUUCAGUGCUUGCCUUAAGACAGGAAUGGGGAAAUUGUUUCUCUCCAGAUAGCAUUGGAUGACAACUCCCAUCAUCCCUGACCAUCAGUUAUGCUAGCUAGAACUGAUGGGAGUUUGAGUAACAACAUCUGUAGAGCCACAGAUUCCCCAUCCAUGGCUGGUAAAACUGCCUAAAAACCCAUUUCUUUCCACAUAAAGGAAAACAGAAAUCCUUACAUGUGCAAAACAGCUGUUAGUUUGAACCAUAAUUUCCCUCCCAUUAUAACUGUUUAUGAAUGUAAUUUGAGGCUGUGGUCUGCUGUAGUACAAAUUUGGUUACUACCUAACUUUCACAUAAUGACAGUUGUGCUGUCAAAUUCCUCAAAUUUUGGCUGGACUUCAUAACCAUUCAUUAUUUCUAGUAGUCAGUGAGAUUGGUUUUUCACUUGCUGCUCUACAAGUACAUUGCUUUUGUACUUGCUUUCUGGUGAGGUGGAUUUUAUAUGCGUUGGUUACCAUAUUUGUAGACCACUGAACUUGUGUGAUGUGCAUAGUGGAUGCAGUAAUAACAGUGAGAUGAGAUGAGAUGAGAUGAGAUGAGAGCUAAUAAACUGGAUGAGAGCUAAUAAACUGAAGCUCAAUCUGGAUAAGACUGAGGCACUGUUAAUGGGUGGUUCCUUUAGGCCAGACAGGAAGGUGGCCUGUACUCGAUGAGGUUACAGUACCUCUGAAGAAGAGGGAAUGUGCCUUGUGGAUACGUCUCAAUCCAUUGCUGUUGCUUGAGGCUCAGGUGGCCUAGGUGGUCCAGAGUGCAUUCCAACAGCUUUGGCUGGUAGCCUAGCUGUGCCCCUGUUUGGACAGAGAUAGCUUAACUUCUGUUGGCUAUGCUCUGGUAACCUCUAGGUUAGAUUUUUGCAACGCAUAUGUCGGGCUACUUCUGAAGAUAGUUCGGAAACUUCAGCUGCUGCAGAAUUCAGCGGCCAGGGCGAGACAGUUUGAGCAUAAAACACCAAUCCUGGCCUGACUUCACUGGCUGCCAAUUAAUUUUCCGGGCCCAACUCAAAGUGCUGGUUUUGACCUAUAAAGCCUUAAACGGCUUGGGACCACAAUAACUUAAUAAUUCCUCUCCCCAUAUGGACCUACCCGAACCUGCAAUCGUCAUCUUAGGCCUUUCUUAGUGUGCCUCCUCUGCAAGAGGUCUGGAGGGGAGGUAACACAAGAAUUAGCCUUUUCAGUGGUGGCUUCCCAUUUGUGGAAUGCUAUCCUAGAAGGCUCGCCUGGUGCCUUUGUUACAUAUCUAUAGGAACCAUUCCUCAUUUUCCAGGCCUUUGGCUAAUUAAAAAAUCUAUGGCCUUUUAAACUGUUUUUUUCUAUGUUAUGUGUUUUUGAGUUUUUAUAUUGUAAACAGCCCUGUGAUCCUUAGAGGAAGGGAGGUAUAGAAAUUUAAAUAAAAUAUAGCCAAUAAAUAAAAUAUGGCCAAUACUUAGGAUCAUUUUUACCUGUUGUAACAAAAACUUUUAGUUUACUGUUUGAAUGUUUCAUGAAGUUUGCACAUAUCAGAAUAAUAUUUAGCACUGUUUUAUAAUUCCUAUUCAGUUCAUAACACAACUAUCAACAUUAAACAUUAAAAUGUUAUUCAUCACCACAAGAUGGUGUAGAUGUUCCAUAUUAAGAAACUCAAAGAAUAACAAGACAGUCUUGUGGUUAUAAGUUGCUGUUUUUUAACUAGGAAAAGAAAACCUAAAGAAUUAUGGAUAGCUGUUAACCAGAGCUGAUAUAGCCCUGUUAGACUAUUUUAGGCCUCUACAUCUACAUGUAACUUUAUGCAUCUGAAGGAGACUAGAGUCCACUUACAUAAAUUAUGCCAUAAUAAAUUUAUCAGUCUUUUAAGACUUGACAACUCCCCAUGCUACCAAUCUGGGCAUAUUAACUUUCUUUUUGAAAAAUCCUUCAUUUUUGUUUAUGAACCCAAACCAGAGAUUCCCAAACUGUGGUCCAUGGACCACUAGUGGUCUGCGAGCUUUAUUCAGGUGGUCCAUGGUAUGUUUGUCCAUUUGUGAUUGAAGACAGCAUAUGCAUCACAUUAAACAUUCAUAUUGAUUUUUAAUUGUAUAUUUGCUGCUACUUUUAAUUUAUAAUAUUUUGAUUUGUAUGGUAUUCAAAUUGUAAUACAAUAAAAUAUGGGUGGAAUUCAACAGCAUGUUAUUACAACGCUCCAUCUGCACAGACACUCAUUAUAGUCUUGCCUAUGGAGAAUACUGAUUACAUAUCUUAAUAAAAAUAAACUAUUUCAAGAAAAUGUAUAUUAUGUCUUAAAGCAGGUGGGGGUUCUGAAAUAUGAAAUUGUUUUUAGGAUACAGUUACCUUUGAAAUUCAAAUAAUAGCCACUUCUUAAAAGCAUAUUUCCGGGAAACAUUUUAAAUAGAGUUUAUAGAUGUUUUUCUAACAUUUCUGACAUACAAGUUGAAUUUCAGAAUUAAUACUUCAUAAAGCUAGUAUAAUUUAUUUAGGGGCAUUUUAUCCCUUUUAUAGAAUUUUUAUUUUUGUAAUGGGAAAAAGUUACUGUGAUGGGAUUAUGAGCUGCUUGUGCGUAAAAUCGUAUUCCCUCAGAGUUUGUUCAAGUCCACAAACCUCUGUCUGUGACUGAGCCCCUCUGACAUGGCUCCUCUAGUCACUAGAAGAUUCCGACAGUGGUUGCUUCGUAAUCGCUUCCAACAUAAAAGCUCCUUAACGGAAACACGUCUUCUGGACUCUCUGCGUGACAGUUUCCGGCGAGGAGUGGGUGUCGCUACAGGAGGUCCGGAAACCUCACCACUGUUUUCGCUGGAAGUAUCUCUGAGCCAUCCCCCCAGCUCCCUUUCCCUCAGUUCAGCUUCUCUCCCCUACUGGUUUCCUCUUCCGCUGCUGAGUCUCUUCCAACCUGUCUGAGCCCUUUCACCUCCCUCAGUUCAGCUUCUCUCCCUUGCUGGUUCCCUCUUCAGCUGCUGAAUCUCUUCCAACCUGUCUGAGUCCUUUCACCUCCCUUCCUUCCGAUGGCAGUUCCCUGACAUCCACCUCCCCUCCAGGGCCCCCUUCACCCCCUCUCGCCCUCUCCUCUACGGGCGGUGAGGAGGCAAACCCCGGAAUGAACUUCCUUCAUCUUCCGAUGUCUCGAACACUUCUCUCCACCUGUUGCGGUUCCUGGUCUCAAGCACUCCUCCUCCUCCGAGUCCAUCUCCCUUCCCCUUCCGAUUCUGGGAAUCCUUCCAACUCCUCCUCCUCCUCAGUGGUCCCAAAGCAUUCCUCCGGAACCUCUCCACAGGCUGAGGUUUCACGGGAACCUUUGAUGGAACAUUUCUAUCAAUACCUCGUCAUUGAUAUCUUUGGCCAUUACCCACGUGUUUUCUGACUCCGGUUCUCCUUCCCACGCUACCAAAUACUCCACCUGAUUCCCUUCCACCUGGCAUCAAGGAUUUCUGCCACAUGACUGCUGCAUUCUCUUUCUUCUAUGACCGGUCCCCGAGUGGCCAUCCCUUCUCGUCCCCUCGUACGGUGACAGUAACGACCUGUGAAAUACUGGGUGCAGUUUCAUGUGGUUGGGUAACCGGAGCCUGAAAGCCACUGGGUUGACCUGUUGAAUGACCUCAAAGGGACCCAACCUCCUGGGUCGUAAUUUCUUACAACCUCCUUUGAACGGCAACCCUCGGGUUGACAGCCACACCCUAUCUCCAACCCUUAUGGUUUCACCUUCCCUUCGGUUCUUGUCUGCCUGCCUCUUGUAUUCUUCCUUCGCCCUUUCUAAGUUGAGUUGGAGCUGACGGUGGAUUGCUUCCAUUUCUUCUACAAAAUGCUCGGCUGCCGGUACGCUCCAUCUCUCCCCUUCUUCCCCUGGGAAAGCCCUGGGAUGACACCCAUAAUUAGCCAAGAAGGGGCUCAUCCCUGUGGACACAUUCUCGGCAUUGUUGUAGGCAAAUUCCGCCAGCGCCAACUUUUCUACCCAGUCAUUCUCUCUGUCAUUGACAUAACACCUCAGGUAUUGCUGGAGGACACCGUUUGCUCUUUCCGACUGCCCGUUGGUUUCCAGGGUGCCGGGCAGUCGAAAGUUGACCUCCACCUGCAGUAAGCUCAUGAGCUUCCUCCAGAACCUGGAAGUAAAUUGUUUUCCUCGGUCUGAGACCACCCUCAAUGGCACCCCGUGCAACCUAAAAAUGUGUUCUACAAAUAACUUCGCUGUCUCUUCCGCCGUGACUGCAUGCGAGCAAGCUACAAAGUGGCACAUCUUUGUUAGUAGGUCUACCACCACCAUGAUGGCUGUUUUCCCUUUGGACUUCGGCAGAUCAGUCAUAAAAUCUAUCGACACUGCCUCCCAAGGUCGUUCUGGUGUUGGUAAGGGUUCUAACAGCCCCGCCGGCGCCCGCCUUUCCCCUUUGGCUCGCUGGCACUGCUCGCACCCUCUUACAUACUCACGUACAUCCUCCCUCACCUUAGGCCACCAAAAUUCCCUGGUGACCAACCACAUGGUUUUGUGUUGCCCAAAAUGCCCCGCCGUGGGGCUGUCAUGCAACUGCUUGAGUACCCUCCCCUUAAGUCUCCUUCAGGGAUAUACAGUGCCCCUUUGUAAUACAAAGCUCCAUUUCUUUCCUCGAAACCCCUUGAUUCCUCUCCCUCAUCCCUAAGACCUCUGAGCUUAUUCUGGGCGUAUUCAUCAUUCUCUGUUUCUUCUACCAGUUCUCUUUGUCCCACCAAUGCCGCCCCACACACCCAGCGGUCCUCUGGAAUGACAUGUCUCUCUUCGGGUGCUCGCUCCCCCUCCAAAUAUUCAGGUUUGCGUGAGAGAGCGUCCGCCCUAAUGUUCUCUGGGCCUGGCACGUAACAAAUCUCAAAGUUAAAUGUGGAGAAUUCCUGGGCCCAUCUCACUUGCCGGUGGGUGAGCACUCGUGCCGUCCUCCAAUACUCUAGGUUCUUGUGGUCAGUGCACACUUGCACCUUAUGUUGUGCGCCAAUUAGCAGGUGCCUCCAUCUCCGGAACGCCUCAUGAAUGGCUAGUAGUUCUCGGUCAUACACCGUGUAGUUCCUCUCGGAUUUGUUCAGCUUUCGCGAAAAAAGCACACGGUCUCCACUCUGACUCCUCCUUCCCUGGCUGGAGAAGCACCGCCCCAACCGCUCUGUCUGAUGCGUCAGUUUCCACUCUCAUCGGUUUUUGUAAAUCCACAUGCAGGAGCUGUUGUUCCGAGGCGAAGGCCCUUUUAGUUCCUCAAAUGCUUGCUCCGCCUCCUCCGUCCAAACGAACUUCUUCUUACUGCUGAGACAGUCCGUAAUGGGCGCCGUCAGGUGGGCAAAGUUUGGGAUGAACUUACGAUAGAAGUUCCCAAACCCUAAAAACCUCUGCACAUCCUUCCUUGUUUUGGGUGUUUUCCAUUCCAGUACCGCCUGGACCUUGUCGGGAUCCAUGGCCAACCCCUUGUCAGACAGGCGAUACCCCAGGAAUUCCACCUCCUUGGUAUGAAACUGACACUUCUCCAGUUUCACCCACAGCAGGCUGGCUUGCAGCCUGCUCAACACUUCUCUGACGUCUCUCACAUGCUGCUCCUCAUUCUCAGAAUACACCAACACGUCGUCUAAGAAGGCCACACAAUUCUUGUAAAGCAACGGCCCCAGGACGUGGUUCAUAAACGAUUGAAAUGUUAUGGAGCCUGCUUGUAGACCGAAGGGCAUAACUAAGUAUUCAAAUGCCCCUAAAGGGGUGAACAUGGUGGUUUUCCAUUCAUCCCCCUUCCUUAUUUGUAUCAGGUUGUACGCCCCCCUUAGAUCCAGCUUGGUAAAAAUCUUUCCCUUCCGCACCCUUGUCAAAAUGUCGUCAAUCCUGGGCAUCGGGAAGGCCACUGGUUCUGACACUGCAUUUAAGGCCCUGAAGUCACACACCAGUCUCGGCUUGUUCGUGUUUUUUUGUCCACAAAAACACUGGGCUGCCCCCACCGCCCUGGACUCUCUGAUGAACCCUCUCUUCAGGUUCUUGUCAAUGAACUCUCUUAGCUCCUGCAUCUCUCUGUCUGACAUGGCGUACAGCUUGCCCACAGGGAGCUGUGCCCCAGGGAGCAAAUUGAUUUGACAGUCAAAGGCUCUAUGCGGUGGUAGUUGGUCAGCUUCCCUUCGCUGAAGACGUCGCGGAGAUCUGCGUAUUGUCGUGGUACCUUCACGUUCUCCGUCACUUCAGUCCCUGCUAGAGUGGCUUGGGCCCCUGCCAAAACCCUUCCCUCUUUGCAAUGUUCUAAGCAAUGUGCUGACCCAAAAGAAACCACUCUUUGAUGCCAGCCCACCAGCGGAUCAUGUAACGCUAGCCAGCUCAUCCCCAAUAUAAUGGGAGCUCCUCCCAAGGUGGCCACAUUAAAUGCUAUUAGUUCGGUGUGCCUUGCCACCUUCAUUAUCAUUGGGACGGUCUGCAAGCUGACUUCUCCUCCCAACAGCUCCCUGCCAUCGAUCGUGGUUACCUGCAGGGGUUGCUUAAAGGGAGCGUCUGUAUCUGGUGUUCAGCUGCAAACUCUUUGCUCAUGAAAUUGCAGGAGCUGCCUGAGUCCAACAGCGCCUUUAUCUUUAGAGGGUGUCCGUUUGGCAGCUCUAGUGUCACUUCUAUCACUAGGGCGGGUUUAGGAGGUUCUGGAGUGGGCACUUUCACUGCUCUUUGGCCUGGCUGCUGUGCCCCGACAAUGGCAGCCAGGCGUUGGCUUUUAGUUGCUCCGGUAUUUUUCCUCUCUUCCCUCCACAGCUCCCACCAUCCCUUGCCAUUCCUUCCUCUGGGGGCAGACUCUGGCAAAGUGCCCUGGCUGUUGGCAGAGAUAGCAUUUCCGGGCGCCUUUUCCAUCCUUCUUUCCCCUCACUGGGCUUUGAAACUGCGCGCGCGCGCUGUUCCGAUUUCCAUCGGCUCUGCCGGCGGGACAGUUGACUCUGGAAUGUCUGGAAUGCGGAACUCCGUCCACCGUUCCCCUCCCCUUCCCGCCUCUCCAAUGCUCUCGCCUCCUGGCGCGCUCCUAUGGCCAGCGCUGAUUUGGUCAGCUGGUCCAUAGACUCCGCCCUGGGCGCCCGGGAAAGUUCAUCUUUCACAGCCGAAGAAAGCCCUUCUUCAAAGAGCAUUUGAAUGGGUUCCGCCGAUAAGUCCCACCCCAAUCUGUGUAUCAGCAUGGUGAACUCAGUCCAGUACUCACGUACAGAUCGGCUCCCUGUUUGCAAGCCAUUAACUGUCUGCGCACCACUCCCUUUUCAAUAUCGCUGGAAAACAUCAGAUCCAUGGCGCGAAAGAACUUCAUUGUGUCCUUUAGGACGUCACUAUGCGCUGCCAUCAGGGGUCUCACCCAGUCUCUCGCCCCUUUUCAAGAUGCCCAAUCACAAAAGCCACUCGUGAUUCCUCAUCAGGGAAAUCAUCAAACUGCAGAUUGAGGGCAUAUUGCAUUUCUGUCCGAAAGCUAUGAUAGUCUUUGGGCUCCCCCCCAAAUUUCUGCACCAAUCCUGGUACCUUUCUGGCGAGCUGGGUGGCUUUCUCCCUUUUGUCUGCAUCUUGAGCCCUCCUCUCCUCCAGCCUCGCCGUCUGCAGCGCCAGCUGGACCUCCAACACCCGGUACCUUUCUUCCAGGCUUGGACCCGCUCCAGCCCCUGCUUCUCCGGUUCCUGCUGGGUUGCUCAUUAUGCCUUCUCCUGCACAAGCUGCGUUCAGAGACUGUCGGAAUGCUGUGAUGGGAUUAUGAGCUGCUUGUGCGUAAAAUCGUAUUCCCUCAGAGUUUGUUCAAGUCCACAAACCUCUGUCUGUGACUGAGCCCCUCUGACAUGGCUCCUCUAGUCACUAGAAGAUUCCGACAGUGGUUGCUUUCGUAAUCGCUUCCAACAUAAAAGCUCCUUAACGGAAACACGUCUUCUGGACUCUCUGCGUGACAGUUUCCGGCGAGGAGUGGGUGUCGCUACAGGAGGUCCGGAAACCUCACCACUGUUUCGCUGGAAGUAUCUCUGAGCCAUCCCCCCAGCUCCCUUUCCCUCAGUUCAGCUUCUCUCCCCCUACUGGUUUCCUCUUCCGCUGCUAAGUCUCUUCCAACCUGUCUGAGCCCUUUCACCUCCCUCAGUUCAGCUUCUCUCCCCUUGCUGGUUCCCUCUUCAGCUGCUGAAUCUCUUCCAACCUGUCUGAGUCCUUUCACCUCCCUUCCUUCCGAUGGCAGUUCCCUGACAGUUACAUAAGUUUUUUCUUCUUUAUGUAAAUCAAUGUUCAGUUUUCUCUUGGCUGAUGCACUCAAGGGAGAUUGUGGCAUGCUGAACCAAAUGCCAUUCCAGCUACAUAUUUAUAGCAAUUCAUCUGUUUAGGUAAUAACUGUACCAUUGCUGCUUAUAAACAGGUUGAUCUGUGGAGAAUUGCAUUACUCUUUUCAUUGGGAGUCAGAAAGUUGUGUUCUGUGAAAGUACAGAAAAUAUUUUUCUUCUCCUGAGUGGGGUAGACAUUUCCCCAUAAUUCACAUUAAUAUCUUUCAGUUCUUUACUAGAGGAGUCAAGCAAAGCAAAGAGUAGGCUUGGCGCUCUCCUACCCAACUCUUUUCUCUCUUUUUCUCCCCACCCCUCCCAUGGCAGUAUCGGUCUGUUAGAUCCUCUUUCUGUUCUUAUGAACUGAGUAGUCCAUGGGACAUCUUCAUCUCCCCCAUUUCAUCCCUACCACCUGAAGCGUUGGAGUCUGUUCUUCCUACACCGAUGCAAAAGUUUUACCAUAUUUUUGGUUGGGAAAAUAGAUAUAAAUGGAGCUGAAGUAUAAUAAUGCCAGUCAGUAUAAGGAGAAAAUGCUUGGAAAAUUGCAGUAUCUUCCCAUUUGCUGUUGAAUUAAAGCCAUUGAAGAGCCAAAUUUGGUGGCUAGGUUGCUCACCGGGGCAAGACUAUUUGAGCAUAUAAUGCCAGUCCUGGUUUGGCUGCCACUUAGUUUCCAGAUCCAAUUCAAAGUGCUGGUUUUGACCUAUAACGAGUUAAAUGACUCAGGACCACAAUACCUGAAGCUAUGGCAACAUGAGAAUGGACCUUCUCUGUAGUGGCAUGUUUUCUCCUGCUCUGGAGAGUAAGAUUCAAACCAAUGGCUUCAAGUUAGGAGCCAUUCCGACUAAACAACAGAUAAAACUUUCUGACAGUAAGAGCUGUUUGAAAGUGGAACGGUCUCCCUCAGGAGGUUGUGGACUCUCCUUUCUUGGAGGUUUUUAAGCAAAGGAUGGAUGGCCAUAGAUGCUUUAGUUGUGAUUUCUGCAUUGCAUGGAGUUAAACUAGAUGACCUUGGUGUUCCUUCCAGCUCUACAAUUCUAUGCUAUUAUUUGAACACAAUCAUAUGCCAGUGUGAAAUACUUAUUAUAGUUGUGUGUAGUGCUUAAUAUAAUGUGUGACUCUUCCAUUUUGACUUUUUCCUAGGCAGAGAAAAAGAACAGUAAGGACAGUUACUAACUUUUAGCCAUCUUUUUUAAAGUAAAAAACAAUUACAGAGAGUUGCACUGGUAGCUGCAGCUUCUAGGCGGGAGAUGCCAUUUUUAAUUCUCCAAACACCAACUGUGUGAGGAAAUGUGGGGUGUAAAUGCAUUGAAUAAUAAUAAUAAUCCAGAGGUGCCUUUCAUUUGUGUUGCCUGAAAUGGUUCCAGGAAUGAGAGGAGAUAGAUAUGGGCAAAAUUAAAGAACUCCCUUUGUCUCUCUUUUCUCUAUCCCAUCUCCAAGCUGUUCUUCAUACAAUGCAGACUCCAGUUCAGAGGAUGAGAGGGUAAUCCACAGCAAGGAAAAAAGAGAACCUUAUUUUCUCUCACUUUCAAUGUAUAUUUUCUUCCAUCCCCACCCCUCCCAUUUCCCAGGUUGUCUUGGAUUGCCUGGGCAUUCUCAGAACAAAAGAGGAAGGAGGCAAAUUAAAAAGCGUCUGAAUGUUUUGCAGAAACAUAGCCAAAUAAUGUUUUGUAAUAUUCAGAAGUUGCAACAGUUGCCCAAUGGAAAAAGCCAAUAAUAAUAAUAAUAUCUAUUCUUAAGCUUUUGUACAAAGAGUAGACUACAAGUAAACUAGCACAAUUUGAGGCAGCGUUUAAAAUGUCAUAUUUAAUAGAAAGAAUAUGAGAUUUCAUUUGCUCUGCAUAUUCAGAAUCACAUUCAACAGUUGCCCUUUUUAUAAUCCCAUUUUGAAUUAGGAAUAUUCUGCUUUCCAUUGUGGGGCAGCAGGCAAAAAUGUUUAAUCCAUAUAAUUUUCUUUAAAGGAUUUUCAUUUGAACAGAGUUGUUUUGGAAGAGUCUUCAGGAAUGGAAAAUUCCCCAGCAGGUGCUAGACCAAAGAAAAAAAAUAAAAAGUCAUAUGAUUUAACUGUAGCUGAUAAAUUUUGGCAGAAGCAUAAAGGAAGGUAAGUUGGAUAUUUUAAAUUAACUACUUCUGCUUCAAGGUCUAUUACUAACUAGGGGCUUUGCCCCUGCUCACUCCACUUACCAAUCUCUCUGCCAUUCCCCACCACACCAAACCCCUUCCCACCUCAUGCCACUACGGAGAUCACUGUUCACCUUCCUAACCCCAUUUCCAAAGCCACGUCUCUCUUCUUCAGGCUUGCUUUGCACUCAUUUUCACCUUCACCCCAACUUCCUUUUGUUCAACUCUCCUUGAAUACAAAUAACCCCCAUAGUAACCUCUUGCAUCUUUCUCAUCCCACACAUUGCAACUACUAAGCAGCCUUUUCACCUUCUGCCUGUCUAUGAAGCCACCCCCUUCUAUUCUACAGACCCUUUCAUGCCCCUGCUUCAAUCCCAUUCCUCUUAUUCCCUCCUUUUUAACCCCCUUUGCACCUCCUCCACCCUCCUCUCCCUUGCACACAGACCACUCCCAUUUUCAUGCCUCCUCCUCUCUCCAGUUUUGCAGCCUUCUUUACACAACAUGAUGAUAUAUGUUACUCUAUAUUUAAGAUGAAUAAAAUCUUAACAGCAAAUCUGUCAGUUAGCUUAUUCAGUUACAGAAGACUAAGGUCACUUGAUGGGUGUUACACAUAGAUUGGUGUUUGCUUGUUAAUAAAAUAUCUUCUAAAUUACUACAUUGAAUCUAGAACGUCAUAUCGAAGACAACACAGGGUACGAGAAGUGAAAUACAUAAUUGUGGGAAGUUACUAUGAAAUGUUUGAAGGCUUCACAUUGUUUAUCUCUCUCACAUGAAGCAGCUGAGGAAUAGCAGAAGAAGAGGUUUAAAACAGCCAAUUUUCAGUGUCCUUCUUGCUGGACUCCUCAAACAAUGGCAGAAGUUAGGCAGAGGGACACUGAGAAGAAAAUUGAGGUUUGAGUAAAGCAGGGAUGGAGAGACAGUGAGGGUUCGUUUAAAAAAAAAACAGUUUUAACAAGGAGAAAAGAGAAGGGUACUGAGUUACUGUGUGCAGCCUCAGAUGUGUUUGCGAUGAAGGGUUGGUGGGCUGAAUGAAAGUGAAUAAAGGACUAUGGAAGCCGGGGUUUUUACAGACUGUGUUAAUUUAAAGUGUAGAUUUAAACAGUGCCUACAUAAUCUCUUUAGCCCUUUCCCAGAGGUAGCUGAGUCGGUUCAGCAAGAGCUAGAAACUUACAGAGCUCAGGAAGAUGAAGUCAAGAGGCUUAAAAGUAUAAUGGUAAGAUUUGCUUAUAUCUAACUUAAAAUAUUAUUCUUGGAAUUUAUACAGUGCUUUAAAAUGUUGACAUUCAAGAAAUGUACUGGGUGUUUCCAGGAAGUAAAUGCACAGGAAGGGGGAGUUGGGAGGACUUGAGAGGCACUGCAGCACAGCCCUAUUAGGACUGGAGUUUAAACCUCUAACAAGGUUGCACUUUUAAGAGAUGCAUGGAAAACAACUCCUGCAACCAAGCUUGUGCCAGAUGUAUUGCUCUGCUUUCAUUUGGACCACAUCAGCGGGGCUGAGAGGGGGGGGUCGUCUCAUCUGGGCAGCCCAGGCCCUCCAUACACACUGUCCAGGCUUGUACCCCAAAGAAAUCCCUUCGGUGCUGGAGGAGACAGGAGGCAGCAGUUACAUGUUACUGGUCUCUGCAGCCCCCAGCAGGUGCUGGUAUUCUCCAGUGGUUUGACUUCAUCCCUGUAGGCACACUGUAUCUUUUGAUGCAGACAGCUGCCAACAACACUAGGAAAGCAGUGAACAAUAUCUCUAUAUUUUGAGGUAAUUUUAAGGUCUGGCAGAGGGCUUGUUGGAAGUCUGCAUUCACCCAUUGUGUUGGUAAUCAUAUUUUAGGGAGCCAUUCACAGAAGAGACUUGAAAAUUUUUCAGUAUUUUCAAUCCUUUUUUGUGAUUUUUGUGAACUGCUUUGAAAUUAUUUUUCCAGUUAAGUGAUAUAUAAAUUCUAUGAAACAAAUAUAUAAACCAGUAGACCUAGAUUUAUCUUUCUUCAAAACCUGUGUAAAAUUGAAUUGUGGUUCUUCUGUUAUAAAGUUCAAUAUUUCAACUGGAUUUUCACCAUAUUUUUGUUCUUCAAGUAUAUAUGGUGGUUGUUUUUUUGAAAUUAUUUUUCUUCCCAGGGACUAGAAGGUGAAGAUGAAGGAGCAAUAAGUAUGCUUUCUGAUAACACAGCUAAGCUAACUUCAGCUGUUAGGUAAGCAAUAUUACUGAAGCAUUCUUAAGUGCUUGCAAAAGACAUUUAAUCGGUUUUCUUUCUUAUUCAGUUUUAAGGAUACUUGACUGACUCUCCAGAGUAUGUUCCAUAGUAGAAGCAUAACACUGUGACACACUAGUGUACCCCAAUGAUAUAAGAUAACAUUGGUGCCAAAUUAUAGGCUGGGAAGAUUAGGAAGUCUGAUUAUUGAAAUCAUACCACUACAGAUUACAUCUUGUAACAUUUGCUGAGGGGCAGAGAAAUAGGAUUUACAUAUCCAGUAUCCUGAUCCUGUGCUAGAGCUGGGUGAUAUUUCGAUUCUUUGUCUGAAACUGGUACGAAGUUCAGAUUGUGAUAUCGGUUUCAGACUUUUUGAGGCUGCCAUGCAUCGCAGCUCCCUGGCCACUGCCAGCACAGCGCAUUUCACUCCCAUCUGUCUGCCUGCCUGCGCUGUGCUGGCAGUGGCCAGGGAGCCUCAAUGUAUGGCCCGCUGAAAUUGCCUGUUCUGCCUGCCUGCCUGCCUGCCUGCCUGCCUGUGUGUUUGCCUUCACCCGAGCAAGCUGCCAUAUCUCUUCUCUGGUGGUACUGUUAUUGUUGGCUUGCUUCCCAAGUGACCAAAGGCCUCAGAUAUCACAGGUGCGUGUUUAUAGGUGGAGACUCCUAGAGGCAUUUAAAACUUUUCAGUGGCUGGUGAUUCCAGUCAAGUUCCUCCCCACCCACUGUCCCCAAGUCACAUACUUGGGAACUCUUAUCACAGAGCCAGUGAGUAGAGCAAGGUAGGGCCUAAGGCAGCCUUUCCCAGCCUGGUUCCCCCUGACAUUUUGGACUACAAUUCUGUCCUUCGUGAUGUCAUGUCGGCUGAGGUUGAUGGGAGUUGUCAUCCAAAACAUCUGUAGAAUACCAGGCUGGAAAAGGCUGGUGGUCUAAAGUGUGUCUUGGCACAGAGAACCUAAACUUGUUUUGGAUAUCCAUUUCCUGUAUCUCAGAAGCUGCUGAUUUGAGCAUACUACUGUCUCUCAAAAGUAUUAUCUUGUUCCCUUAUAUGUAUAUCAUAUUUUGGGUUGCUAAAUAUGGAGUUGAAUUGGACUACAUAGUGCGGACAGUUAGUUUGUAUGUAAUUUCUUCAGCUCUCUUCCAGAGCUUCUAGAAAAGAAGAGGCUCAUAGAUCUUCAUACAAAUGUGGCAACAGCUGUUCUGGAACACAUAAAGGUAUGGAAAAUAGAGUUAUUUGAAGCUCAUUAAUCAUGAAGCUUUCUAACAUACUAAAUAUUCUGAAAUCAGUGUUCUUCUGUAAAACAUUUGCAAUAACUUCAUUUUUAGAAGAAGGAACAAGUAAGUUAACAGCAAAAAGAACAAGAAAGAUACUAUCUAUCACAAUUAAAUUAAAAUGCCAGACAAAAAUUAACAUUUUUGCAGAGUGCUUAAGCGAACCACUGAAAUGAUCUGCUAUGCUUCCUUUGGGGAAGGGGCUAUUCCUAUAGCUGUGGUGCUGCCACUGAUGAAGCCUUAUUAUGAGCAAGGGAAGGAAACUGGGAGAGCAGAAAUUUUUGAUGGGAAGAGAGACAGUAGAUAAUAGCUGUUAUAGUGAACAAUUGCUUGAGCUGGAUUCAUCCUAAGUGCCUUGAGCGAGGAGUGUCAUUCUGCUUGUAUGUACUUGUCAGUAUCAAGUAUUGCAGUCUACAUGGAUAGGCAAUGAUGUUCCACUUCCUCGCUGUGCAAACUUAACCAUAGUUGUCUGUGUCAUGGAGGGUGUCGGUUCCCCAAUUCCUCGCUCCAGGCUACUCAUCAGUUACACGCAGGCACUGAGCGGGUUACCAGGCUUUAUUGGCUUCUUCCUUGGCAAAAGUUACAGGGCAUCAAACAACAAAUCUAAUAAACGGCAUGUUCUCUCCUGCUCCCGGCAGGUUAACUCAAUGAUUUAUAGGGGCUGGGGGAUGCAGGCAACCAGCCAGCCCCAUCACAUGCUCCCACUUUGGGAGACGAAUUGUUACCACCUGCCUAAGGGGCCCCACCCAGCAGUACUUGCUCGCAGGAUCACCACUUCAUGACAGUCUGAAUCAUUAGCAGCUACUACCAUCAUCUCCAGCAUUUUUGAGAACUGGUGCAGUUUGGAAGCCAAUAGCAUAAACAGUAGACUAAUGCAAAUUUGCCAUCAGCCACAAACACUCUACAUGAAUUUAGGCAAAGUACUAUCGCUCAUCUUCAAUCUGGAGCUAAAAAUAUGAGUACAGUCAUACCUUGGGUUACAGAUGCUUCAGGUUGUGCAUUUUCGGGUUGUGAACUGCACCGAACCCGGAAGUACCGGAAUGGGUUACUUCUGGUUUUCGGUGCAUGCGCAGACGCGCCAAAUCGCAACCCGUGCAUGCACAGACACGGCGCUGUGGGUUGCGGAUGCUGGGGGUUGCGAAAGUGCCUCCCACACAGAUCACGUUCGCAACCCGAGCGUCCACUGUACUGUAAAAUGAAGUUUGUUUUCUCAGGACUCUGAAGGGAUACAUUAGUUCCAUUUUGGAAUCCUGGUUCUAUUAUUUAAAGCAGGGGUCAUUCUUUGGGUGGAAAAACAUAGCCAGUUUUAAAGUUCUAGCCUUCAUUUUUUCAUAGAGAAUAUCAUUGUGUUGUCAAUUUAUAGGCUACAUUUUUGGAAUGUACAGUGUUAACAAAAAUUGAAACAGCUACAGCAUCUCAUGUUUGAUAAAAAUGAAUAAGAAACUUAUUUUUAUCUUAUUCAGAAAUGAUCUUAGACUCAAGCUAGUAUUCUGCCAGAUCAUAUUCUCAUCUUACGAACAAAAAAAGAGAGGAAAAGGUUUAAGCAGAAGGCCAUGCCUGUAUAUCAUGCUGCUAUUAGGAGAACAACUACACUAUCAGAAAUAGCUAACCCAAGCAAUUUUUAUCCACUGCUUUCCUUUUAAAAAGCUUAUUGGUUCCUGAUAAUAACUUCACAAAGAAUAAUUUACGUCGGUUGAAUUUUGAAAAUUUGUGAUCGCCAGCUGCCCAGUCUAUGUAACCUAAAACAAUACCAUGGAUGAAUACCCACCUUCAGCAAUGCACCUAAUUAGUGUAAUUUUAAUUGAAAGAAUUUUUAUUAUUUACACACUAUUUCCCCUCCUCUGGAUUUGACAGCAAUAUCACUUUUUUCUGCAGUGUUUGACAUGGAACAUUUUAUGAAAGCUUUAUGAGUUCUGAAUAAUAGUGCAGUAUUUCCAUAGAAUUUGAUUGAAGUCAAAUGUGCAGUGGGUGACGUUGAGUCCUUAUUUGAUGCCUUAUUUGUCACCUUUUUUUUCUGGGAAAGUGGUGGCAGGUCAUUGACAGCAGCAUUUUACACUGGACUUCGAUCAAAUUCCAAGGCAGGAUGUGGUUUGGAAAUAAUUGCAUGGUUGACUAUCUCCCACUUCCAAGGCACAGAAAUCUGAUGUCCUUUCUGAAGUGGAUGCUUUUGACACUGCAGAGGUAGAAUAAAUUAUUAGUGUGUCCCCUUUCUGUCUCAAGAUGGGAGAUUAUUAAAGAAAAAUAAAAGACAGAUCUAUCAUCGAACUCAGGGCAGUCCAACUUUUCAUACCAAGUGGGCCGCAAGAGCACUUAAGCAUGGAACCUGCGGGCCUUGUCGUGCCAAGGGGGAGGAGAAGGCCAAAAUUUGACCUCCCCUCCCCUAGCCCUCAUGCUGCCUUCCCAAAGCUGGAGGCACUGGGCGUUGGGAAGGAGGCACAAGGCUCUGAUGGUAAAAACCCUUUAGUAUAAAGUAUUUGGAUUAGACUAUGUCUUAAGAUUGCACAUAUAUGUGCACGCAUGCACACACACACACACAUACCUUUUGACGUCAGUGUAGUUUAGAGAAGAGUAAUUGGGCACAGAGUUGCAGUUAAAGAUUUACAAAGACUUAUUUAAAGGGUGUUACUUCGUACAGUGUAGUAUUACCUGAUCUGAUCAUUUGUACCUUAUCUGAGAAGUAAUUUUAAAGUCAUACUAUGUGUAAUAGUGGUAUUUUUAGAUUCAGUUUACAGCUGCUUUCCACAUUGCGUUAGAUCAUUUUCGAAGGCACAGCAAGAGGAACUGUGAGAUUAAUCACCAGCUCAUGGAACCUGGCAGUUUUUUGGCAUAUUUCAGUGUUGAGCAAAAAUUCUGGAAAGAACACACCAGUAUUUCCCAGGAUGGAUUAGCAAAUAUUUAUUGGUAAAGCUUAGAAGAAAAGAAACCUUGUUUUAGGUUAAUUGUUUAAGCUGUUAGGAGUUUGGCAACUAAUAAUCAUAGCCAAAAUAGGGUUUGUUUUUUGUUUUGUUUUGUUUUUAAAAAGGCUGUCAUUUUAUUGGAAACAUUCUUAUACUGCUGUUCUGGGCACCUUUAUGCAUUUUUCUUUCCCACUAGUUUCAGUGAGAGUUAAGCAUUAGCAGUGGGUACAUGGUUGAAGUCUUGGUGUAUAGUAUUUCCUUAUUUUAAUCUAAUUGUGGUUCUGAUUUCUGUUGAAUUUUUUCAUAGAUUUAUAGUAUUUCCAAAAAUAAUAAUGUAGAUAUGUGACUUUUUCUACAAGUUUAUUUUAAGAUAUAAUAGAACAAAUAGUUUGACAGAAGGAUUGUGACUAUUGGCCAAUUACUACUCUAGCAUCAUAGAAUAUGUGAAUGUAGUUAAAGACCUGAAAUAUUUGCAGAACUAUUAGCACCUUCCCCUGUACGGUAGCCAUCAAGUACUUUUUUGCUUUACAGGGGCCUAAGGGCCUUCUAGUAAGUCAUCUUGUUUGUCUGCCUCUUGCAUAGCACUAAACUCUGGGCUACCUUUUUCACAGCUGCCACACACUCAACCAACAUAUUCAUCAAGCUAUCCACUCUGACCCCAAGAUCUCGUUUUGGUCAGUCACCGCCAAUUCAGGCCUCAUAAGAGUAUAUAUAAAAUGAAGAUUUUCUGCCUCAAAAUGCAUCAUUUUGCUUUUGUUUACACCAUUGGUAGGCAAACUAAGGCCCGGGGGCCAGAUCCAGCCCAAUCACCUUUUAAAUCCGGCCUGCAGACAGUUCGGGAAUCAGCAUGUUUUUACAUGAGUAGAAUGUGUGCUUUUAUUUAAAAUGCAUCUCUGGUUUAUUUGUGGGGCCUGCGUAGUGUUUUUACAUGAGUAGAAUGUAUGUACUACUAUAGCAAAGACCCCAGAGCACAGUCUAAAGGCACAUAGUAUAGCAACCUUGCUGAAAAUGAGUACAUUUGAAUCUGAUAAGUGCUUGGUUUUGAGACUACCCCUGGGUACUUCAUGUAUGCUGCUUUGAGUUUCAUGGAAGAAAGGUGGCAUAUAAAUGUUAUAUAAAUACAGGUCUUAAGACAGGUUUGAAUGCUACUUUCUCACUUCUGAUCAUGGGAGGAAGGGAAUGACCAAACUAACAUACUGUGUGGUUAUUUGAAUGUUGGCUCCCCUUAUUCAGACUUUUUUUCUCCCACGGUGGGAAGGAGUGUACAAAUAUGAUUCUGAAACCGGCUUCCAAUCUCUAAUCAUAGGUUAUCCCGGGCUGAGGAAAAUCAGCAUAUGAACAGUUUCAUAUAUUAAAAGUAGCUAAUCAAAUCUACUGCAGUAAUGAUAUUCUAACAACAAAUUUGUUUUUAUUUAAUUUAAAGACACGGAAACUAGAUUUGUAUUUUGAAUAUGAAGAGAAAAUCAUGAGCAAGUCGACCUUGGAUAAAUCACUUUUGGACAUGAUUUCUGAUCCUGAUGGUAAGUAAAAAAAUAAUAAUUUACUAUAAAGUUUCUUUCUGUUCAUAACAUUCUGAGAAUUGUUGCCAUAUAAACAAGCUCAUGCUAUUAAACACUUUCUGCCUGGGAACUUGAAAUACCACUGCCGGUUGGAUAUCAUAUCAUACACAAUAUAUCACCGUAUGUUAUUGUUUGGUAUGUUUAUUCUUUAAAUGUCUUACCUUUUAAAAUUUGGCCAGUCUUCUAAAGUUUGCACAUUCAGCUUACAAACUAAAGUCAAAGGGUAGGCCUCAGGAACUCCUGGUCCAAUUGCUUCAGCAAGUAGAGGAUGCUAGCUAGGGCUAUAAAGAACCCCAGCUAGCUCAGCAUCUUAACCCCAGUAACAAAGCAUCAAGCCAAGGUAACAGGCGAGUUCGGCUGCAGGGUGAGAAGGCUAGGGCAGACUACUUUGCCCUUCUCCUUUGUGAACUAACAAAUUCCCUAGAAAACUAAUUCAAUAGGCUACAAAAACAGAUAGGUUGAAAGACAACAGGGAUGAGCGAUAUCCAGUGUAUUGUACAGAAUGUCACACGUAUUACUAUCUGCCUGCUGGACAGAAGUGGCGGGUGUAUCCUCGAUUGAUGGAUACACUGAGCUCCUGGCCCUCAGGCAACAAGUACCUUUCCUUGAGGCCAAGUAGGCUGAGUUGGAACAACUGAUGGAAAAGUCCUUCAGAGAUGUGAUAGCUGUGUCACACUCCCAGAGUGAUAGCUUUGUCUUGACAAAUCCUCCUCCUCUGAUGGCAACUUCCCAUACUUCAGGCUUAAUAUCAUGCUUCAUGAGUACUCUUUUUAUUUUUUAUUAUAAUUUUUUAUUGGUUUUUAAAAUAAUUUUAUACACAUUUAAUAUAACCAUUUCAAGCAUUCUUUUGAGCCUUCGGACCUUCUUCUCUCUCUCCAUGUAUUCCAUGUUUAAGAUUAAAUUUGCAGCAUCUUUUACCAUUAUCCAUCUGUUAUACUACCAUAAUUAUCCUAAAUCAUUCCACAUUACAAGUGUCAUUGCAUCCCUGCUAAAGAUUUUAACUGUUUACAGUACUCUUUUUUUUUAAAGGCUGCUUAUUUAGUUGUAUAUAAAACAUUUGUUGUAUGUUACUAAACUUAGUUCACUUCAUUGAAACAAUUCAAAGUUUUCCUGCCUAUGAUAUUGUAUACCAAAUUGCUUUUAAUUACACAGAUUAUUAUUAUUAAGAGAGAGAAAAUUAAUUCAGAACUUUUCUUUCCUCAGCGGGAACUGCAGAGGACAAGAUGCGACUGUUUCUUAUAUAUUACAUAAGUUGUGUACAGUGUCCUUCUGAGGUAUGGAUUUUUUAUGAAACGGUCACACAAUUUCAUUAGGAAUCCUUCCCAGUGUUUUGCUCUUACUUGGUAGUAUGCUGUGGCACUGGCUGUAGACAGAGCAUAGAAAAUGCAGGCCUGAGUCAGGUUGACAGACACAUGUUCUUCUGGAGUUUAAAAGUAGGAGAUUUACAAGCUACUGCUAUUUUCACUCCAGUACUAUGUGCAGGCAUUGUUUCACCACUUGCCUCUGUGGGCACAAAGAAACAGAGCAACUUCAGUGUGUUAAGUGUAAAAUUCUUGUCCAUAGAUGCCCUGUCCUGAAAAGUAAAGGUAGGCAACGUUGAGGAUCUCAAUAAAGCGUUUUAUACCACUAAGAAAGAACUCUAUAAAAGUUUACUGCUUGGCAAUGCAGUCCUAAACAUGUUUACUCAUAUGGUCUUUCUAGCUUCCCCAGCCGCCACACUUGAAGCUAAAUUCUGAAACGUUGCCAAAUAUUUGGUCACAACUAACCAAAUUUGUGAGGAGCUUUGGUGUGUUUUCUUGAAAUAAAGAAAUACGUAUUUGGCAGUGACAGGAAAUUGGAAGCAUUUAUUGUAUUUUUUAAUUAUUCUAGAUCACUUCCUAUAAAUAUAUUAUCAGAACAGCUUAAAUAGCUUAAAAUGCAAUAAGUCAAUUAGGAUAAUUAUUAUUUGAGGUGACUAAAGAUAAUCUGUAUUAAAAAUACAGAUUAUUUUUCUAUUUCCACAUGGCCAAGGAGUCUCUGGAUUUGCAUUCAUCAUGAAACAUACCCUGUAAUACAGCAAGGGAAGAGUGUAGCUUUUUUAAUGCUAGCCUUUCUAAAGUGUAUUUCAUAGGAGCUGACUGACACACAGAGUGAGAUCAGGUGCUUCAGCCUGCAGGUGGAGAAUCCUUACUUGAAUGCUUGCUCGUGUUAAAAAAAAUAUUCUGCACAAAGAAGAGUAACAUGUAGGACUCCUCUUUUAUGAUAACUUGGAUCUUAUUUAAUAUGCAUUUUUUAUUUUAAAUUUGAAAAUGCAGUUUACUGCUAAAUUUAGAAGACAUGUAACACAUCUCAAAUCUCCUGUUUGAUUCUAGGCGGAUCUGGAACAAUACAAAAAAGCGUUGACAGAUGCAGGGUGUAAUCUUAGUCCCUUAAACUACAUUAAACAAUGGAAGUAAGUUAUUUUUGUUUUCAUAAAGCAAUGAAAUUAUAUAUUGCAAAAACUUUGAGAGACCUGGAGUUGCAAGAAAAUGUCUACUGUCUGGCUACUGGGCACUUCAUCCUGUCCCUCUUUCCCCUCAAACAAUUCAACAAAAAUGCAUUAGAUACUACCAUGCACACUAAAAACUUAUUCUGCUUCAAAAUAUAGUGCCUCAGAUUCUCACGAUUGUGGAGCAGCAGUCAGAUUCAGCAUCUGCAGUCAUACAUUGUUUAGUACCAUAGUCACAUCUCUAGGGGAGAAGGGUCUUCAUAGUGAUUACCAGAAAUUUUAAAGUAUUAGAAUAUAACAUUUCCAAACCAAACUGGCCUAAGACUUUUAUAGGUUCAGGAUGAUAGCCAGUGUAAUAGAUAAGAUUAUUACAAUUCUUUCUAAAAAAUACCUUUUUUUCUUUUCUUUUUAAGCUAUUCCCUCCUGUCCCCUUUGACCCCUUUGACUUUGAACAUGUAUUGAAAUUAUUUGUUCUGCUUUGAACACAGAAUUUUCUCUAUAAUACUUUCAAAACGGUUUCUUUUUGUGAAUUGUGAAGCUGAAGUAUUUGGGAGGUAGUAAAGUAGGAGACAGGUGUUAUUUGUAGUAUGUGCUUAUUAUUACUCAUGUUGCCUUUCUAAUGUGAAGUAAAGAGCAGUUUCAUCCUCAAAUGCCUAGAAAGGCUAGAUUUUCAAACUUAAUGCUUCUUUCAUGGUAUAAUUGGUAGAUUUAGUAGUGUUCUGAUGAAAAUAAAUUAAGUGUGCAGAUAUUAACUUACUUAUUUCACAGAGCUUUUGCCAAGAUGGCUUCAGCUCCAACUACGUAUGGAAACAGUGCAGCCAAGUCUCUGGGGUAAGUUUCAAAGUACAUUUUGUUACUGCUACUUGAAAAGCCUUGCCUUUUUACUGGGAACAAGUUGAGUGCUGCCUCUGAUCGCUUCUGCCUGUGAGGUUUAACUUCUCUUAGGUUAUUUAUUUAUUUAUUUAUUCAUUUAUUUAAUUUACUGCCCUGGGCUUUCGGUUCCAAAGGACUCCCAAAGUGGUUUACUAUUAGAACAACAAAGAGUGAAACAAAAUUCAAUGAAUAUUAUGUAGCAAUGAAAUUGUAUAAUAUAUGUAAAAGCAACAGAAAAAAAUAAAUUCAAAAGCAGAUUCGUAGUAGCAGUAAUAGUAAUAUUGGUAUGCAGUAUUGCAGUAUUGGUAUGAAUUGGUAUGCUUUGCUGAAGAUUCAGGAUUUCACUGCUUGGCAGUUUCCCACCAGCAACCCUCGUUCUACUCUCUAGAGGCUGUUUCAAUACAGAGCUUCCCAAGCAUUACAUUGGUUAAAGUAGAUGCAAAAUUUAUUUUCCAUACAAAAAACAAAAACAAAAAAAACUAAUAGUCUGAUUGUGUAGAUCCUAAUGGAAUAGAAGAAAAGUGUGGUAAAAUAUUUCACACGCAGGUUUUUUCCUAUUAAUUUUAUUUUUUGUUUUAAAAAUUCAGUUAAAUAAAAUAAAAAAAUGAACAAAGAAACAAAAGGUGCAUUAAAAAAUAAACGAUAUUCAGAUAAAUCGGAAACAGAACAAAAGGGAGUGGUGGCAGUUCUUCAUAUCUUUGAUGCUUAAUUUCUGUUUCUUACCUUCAUAUGGUAUAGUUCACCAUUAUAAUAAUUUUUUUAACACCUGAAAGUACACAAAAUCAUGCUCGAUGUGCUCUUUAUGUUUUAGCCUUUUCUCACGUGUCAUGAAUACAGGAUCCCAGUUUGUGAUGGAAGGAGUCAAGAAUUUCGUGCUAAAGCAACAGGUGCGUUUAACAAUGUAGAUUCUAUGUUGACGAACAUUAAGCAUGUUCAUAUUCUAGUAUUUGAAACCAAUGAUAUUUCACAGUAUAACUAGAAAGCAUGGGUUAGAUUUCUUGGACUGCCAACAAGAAACUUUAAAGAAAAGGGCAAACUGUUUCUUAAGUUGCAUGCAGCUCUUUGGCAUUCAGUAGUUCAUAUGGGACACCUAGAAUUUUAAAGAAAUUGAUAAGCGAUACAAGAAUAAUCUACUACAGUUCCAGAAUAUCUCUGAAGACUUGUCUGUUCCCAUCAGUCUCCAUGCUACUACCUAUUAUUAUAUCGUCUCUUUCUUGACUGUUUCAUAAGGAAGGAGGGUGGCAGAUGAGUUGGGACCCAGUGAGAGCUUUGAAAGGGAAAAAAAAACAGGUGCUUUAAGACAAGCUGCAGGCUAACUGAUUGAAGCUGCUUUUCCCAAUAUUGAGGCUCAAAGUUCAGUGGCUACUAACUUGGGCGCAGUUCCGUCAGUCUUAAUAUCCAGACCGCUUGUGUGCUGUUCCACCUGGUAUGUCCAUUGCUAUUCCAUCAGGGUGAAGGAUGGGUAAUGACCAAAUAAAUAAAUAAAUGCAAUAUCUGAAUCACCUCUCUUUUUUUCUUUUUUACCCUGGGAACAAACACUCAGAUAGUGUGUGCUUAUUUUACUAUGGCAGAGGCAUGUAUAGCAGGCCAACUGUAUUCAUUUUAAAAUGAGGAAGGGCUCCAAUAGCAAUGUGAAAAGUGAUCCAAUUGUGUCUGUGCCUGUUUCUUUCCUAAGCUACAUUGAACAACAAUUUCUGCAAUUUACUUGAAUUAAGUACUCUCUUCUAUAGAAUCUUCCUGUCACCCGCAUUUUAGACAACCUUAUGGAGAUGAAGUCCAAUCCUGUAAGUACAGCAAACAAGCUUGCACAUUAGAUUUUAUUUAUAAAGUCCCUUUACCCUGGCCUUUGAAACCUGAGGUGUGUUUUCCAGAUCCACCCUAUACCUGUGACUAAUUUGUUAACUGCUUUUAAUACUGAAUUGUAAAUUGUUGUAACCCACUCUGGGUUCUGCUAGUGAAGGGUGUGCAUUAAAUUUAAUAAUUUUUUAAAAAUACUGAUAUACACAAUUUUGGUGCCAUGAACUACUACUAAUUUUAACAUUAUAGGAAGAAAUUGUGUUUCAUAUCGUAUCUGUAAAUCUGCAUGUACCACUUUACAGUUUAACAGAAUGAUGAAGCUGACCAAAACAUAAAACUUCAACAAGUAUUUCAGUAUCAUCUCAUUACCUUUCCUUAUUUGUGUGGGUGUAGAUAUACACACAAAUAGGCCACCAAGGUGGUAAAUACUAUAGAAAAACCAACAUCUGUGAGGUUGUAUCAUGAAAAACAGCUCCCAAACACAACUGAGGGCACAUAUUUUGGUGGCCUACGAGAUGAAUCUCUAUAAGAUAAUUCCAUUCAGAAGUUUUUGUACAUUGGUAUGCACAAGAAUAAACUAAAUUUCUGAAAAUUGUUGUGGAUUCAUUUGGGAGGAGGUUUUUUUAAUUCUACAGAUAUAAUCUGGAAAAUAUAGCCUAGUGAGAGUUAUUUCUUCUUCAACCUCCUUGAUAAAAGUAACUGCAAAAGUAGAGACAGAAAAACUGGUGCUAUUUGCCAAUAAAAAUAUUGAGUGUCUUUGAGGGAGGAAAAAAACCUUCAUAUCAUAAUGAUGUCAACAGUAAAAAAAAAAAAUGUCAUGCCUCAUGUUUUCUAAAAACAAACUUAUUUUGCUUUAAUAGUACUAGUAAAUCAUGGGCUGAAAUAAAUUUGACUGGUGCAUCAUUUCAACAUUCAUUGCCAUUUUUGAAAAGAAAGCAGGCAAUCUUGGUUACUAUAUGGGGGGAAAACAUACUGUUGGGGGACCUAGUGUGAGAUCUAAAACUAGUGACAUCUUUAGAUUAAUAUAUUGCUUCAGAGCUAGAACAUAUUACGCAAGUAGUAUAUUUUGAAAAGUUUGGGAGUUGUGAAUUUCCCAUGAGCCACCUCUUCUCACCCACCAGCUGGUAGCAGCUAACAUAGGUAUUUUACCAAUGUGACUGAAUGAAUAUUGGUGGCUGCUAGCAUAUGUGUUUGUUUUUAUGUAUGAAUACUUCUAGAUUUGUAAGUUGGGAAAUGGAUUAAUAGAAGCCACAGUAGUCAAACUUGUGGGACUGAACAUAGCAAUAAAUUGUUACCAAGAUUUCUCUUGUUAAAUAGGAAACAGAUGACUACAGGUAUUUUGACCCUAAGAUGUUGCGUGGCAGUGACAGGUGAGUUUACCAUGCAAUUUUAGUAAGUGUGAUGCCUGCCGUUUGAAAUAUAGUUAAUGUGCAGUCUGUGUAACAUUAAAUAAAAGAGUAAAGAAACCAUUCUCUUAUCUGGAUCCUCCUGUACACAUGCCAAAAUCUGCACUUGGCCCAAGAUUUUGAGGGUUCACAAAGAGGAGAAAAAGAUGAAGUUCUCUUGUCUGAACAGAACUCUACUACAACUCAUGUGUUCUGGGAUGUGCUUUUCUAAUGUUUAAGUUAAAUGUUUAGGUGACCGAGUGCCAUUCUCAUUAACAACCAUCUUGGGCCCUAUGAUCAGCAGAGGAGGCCCUGUUAGUGGACCCACUACUAAGGGUUCCCGGGUUGGCAGUGACCAAUGACAGGGCCUUUGACAUUCCCUCAUUUGUGGAAUGCCCUCCCUAAUAAGAUGUGUCUGUCUUCCUCACUAUGAACUUUUAGGAGAAAUUUUGAAACAUUCCUGUUAACCCAAGCAUUUGAUGGCUGAAAGUUCUGUUCCUGACAACCCUGAAAUGGUUAGUUUGAGAAUAUGCGAUUGAUUUUAGGAGCUUUAAACUUUUUUUAGAAGCUUGAACAGUGGCAAUUUCUGCCUUGUGAACCACUAAAGGUCAACUGAAGUCCUCUAGAGCAGCAGGUUCUCUAAUUGCAUUGUCACCAAAGAGUUAGCCCUUACACAAAUGCCCCGAGCCUGAACCUGGCAAGCAGGAGAAGGAACACAGUCCCACUUAGAGGAAUAUUAAUACCCAGUCACAAACACAUUUUAGGUAAGACCAACGCUCCUGUUUUAUAGUUCAAGGUGUUUAUGAAUAUUGAAUGCUUGAUGUUUAAAAGAUAACUGAGCUUUCAAUAAAGUUUUUAUUUAUUCAUUUCAGCUCAGUUCCAAGAAACAAAAAUCCAUUUCAGGAGGUAAGAACAGAUCGUACUUCUCCAAAUCAGUGGUAUGAACAUUUGCUUUAAAUAUAAUAGAUGUUGGUCACUCCUUACAGAAAAUUGGAUCCCGUUAUAUGAAAUCAUUAGUGUGAUUACAGUUUUGUUAAAUGAUAUUCAGAACUAGUAAGCUCCUUUCAUCUUCAAAGAGUCAAGUAAGCAUAAGCUAAUCUUUUCCAACAUUCUUAACACCCUGGCCUUAAACACAUUUACUUAAGAUAUUAGGAGAAAUUAAUUGUAAAGAAAUGUGUUUAGGUUCUUGGUUGAUGAGCAAUUUAAAAUGUAAAAUGUCACUUCUAAGGAGCAAUGUAAAACGUAACUUCAAAAAAAAUUUCACCAUUUUGCUGAAAGUGGGUACACACUAAAAACACACAUUCUGCACCUUUUUUCUCUCUCCUAACUUUGACCCAGUCCCAGCAUAAUAGCCCUGUGCAGACAAUAUUGCACAAGGGAGAUAUCGGUAUUUGGUUUUAAUGUUGGGAGUAUCAGUUAAAGGUCCUGGUCUGGUCAUUCACUUCUCUGUGUUGGGGAAAAGAGCUGUGAGCAAGCUCAGAGUCUCUUCCCAGUCUUUCCUAGGUACAAUAUUGGAGUUGAUGGUCUUGUUUGAACAGUAACUGGUUUUCCUCUAUAGAGAAUUACACAUGAAGGAAAGCACAUGAAAAACACUAUUGGGAUGCACAAUUCAGAAGCAGUUCUCAAACAGAAAACUGGGUUUCUGACUCCUACUGCUUAUAUAUCUUUCCUACAAAAUCCCUAUUUUUACAGGGAAAUGUUGCUAAGAACAAAAACCAGUUUUGACUUCUCUGAUCAUAUUUUGUAAUAGAAUGUAGAAAUGGUUAAGCUUAAAUAUGUUGAUAUACAGCUCCAAUAUUAUGGUCAAACAGAAUGAAGUUAAUUGAAUAUUACAUCAGCUGUGCGCCUUCACUUCCAGAAGUGUGGGCAUGAGGACAAGGCCUUCUGUGUUGUGGUGCCAAGGUUAUGGAAUGCCCUUUCCAGGGGAGCCCUGCCGGGCUUCUUCUCUGCUCUUCUUCCAGCAGGCAGUAAAAUUGCAGUGUUUUAAAAUGUUAUCUAAUGUAAAUUUUGAUUUAUUGGGGAGUUUUUUUAAUUGGUUAUGGUGGUUAUCAUUUUUUAGAUGAAGUUUACUAUUUUGAUGUUGAUUGAUGUCGAGUAUUUCCCUGAAAUAGAAAAGCAGACUGCAAAUAUUUACGAAAUAAAUAUGAUUCAAUACUUUCCCGUUAAAUGACUAUUUUGUCAUGAAACUGCUAUUUUAAAUUAGAAUUGGAUCAAAUAUAAAUAGUUCAAUGCUCUUAACUGCAAAAAUAAAAUAUCUAAACUCUAUGGCAAAAUAAAUUGUGUGGAUAAUUAGCUGCCUUUGGCAAAAUACAUGAGGCACAAUCUGUCGUUGUGUGAGGACCCUUAGAAACUUACCCUGCCAAAUAAAAUCCACUCUAGAGGGUUCUCCAGCCCUUCAGAGCAGAAUUGAUGGCAUGAAAGAGACUACAAGAAAGGAAGAGAGUUAGGUGAAGUCCCGUUGUGCAAGUGGAAGUCUGUUGUCUUCAAGGGUGGACAGCAUCGGAUGAAGCCCAUGAUUUAUAUGUUUGUAUAUUUAUCUAUUUUUAAUGUGAUGCUGCAUUUCCACUAUAAAAAGUCCCAUAAGGCGUAAAUCAAAACACAUUCUGUCCUGAGAUAAAUAUUAUGAAGGGAAAUAUAUUAAUACCUUAAAUAAAUAAAAAAGUAAUUAAAAUCACAAUAAUAAAUAGCAUCUGUGGUAGUAACUUAACUCAAUAAAAAUAAGUGAGUGUUUAAACUGACGUUUUGUUACUAGAUGGACAUUUUUUGCUUUGGAGAAUUAAAAGAAAAUUUGACUGUUUAUCCACAGUAAUCAUACAUUUUCUAGAACAGGAGUGGCUAAUCUUACAUUGUAAUAAGGGUGACAUUGACCUCAAAAUUUUGAAGAGGCCAGGGAUUCUUCUGUCUUUAUAAACACACAAACACACACACACACACGAGAGAGAGAGAGAGUUCCCGCCGGGCUCUGCAGGCUUGCGGAUAGGUGCUUGCAGCCCGAAGCCCGUGGAGCGCGGCGCUGCGCACCCCGGGCUUAGGGCAGCUAUCUGCAAGCCUGCAGAGUCCGGCGGGAGUUCCUCGCCUUCGCUCCCCGACCCGUUCUGGGGGCUGGGGUCGGGAAGCUUGGGCUUCCCCCGCCCCCCGCCCGUCAAGCUCCGGGAGCGAUGGCGAGGUUGAGCGGGAUCCAUGGCUUCUUUGCUCUUUGGGGCUCGGGGGGGAAAUAAAUUUUUCUCCCCUUAUUCCCCCCCCCCAAAAAAACUAGGUGCGCCCUAUGGUCCGGUGUGCCCUAUAGAGCGAAAAAUACAGUAACUGCACUGCUUCAGGCUGGCAUAGUUAAUGGUCCAAAUUCAGGUCCACAGGAGCAAAGCAACUUUGGAUUUAACAGAUUCAGGACCAAUCCCAGGAUUGAACUCUACAUCCACAGAGCUUUUCCAUGGGCAUACCAAGGUCUCCAUGGCAGGUAGAUCAUUGAGUUAGUGGAUCCACAUUUGUGCCCCAUCUUACCCUCCCCAAAAGGAUUUGGCAGGAUUAUAGGAUUGCUGUGCCCAGAUUUUGAGAUGCAGUCUAAAGGUUUAAACAGCUGAAAAGUUCUGUUUCUACCAUCACAAACCGAGUACUUUCUUGGUACUCGGCUUUUUGAUGCCCUGAAAUUCAUCCAAAUAACACAAAUUCAACUGUUUUAAAAAUAUGACGAAUUUGUAUCUUCUUUCUGUAGCAAGCUUAGAAUGCAGCAGUAGCUACAGAAUAUUAUUUGUUUCAUUUGUUUUUGCAUUGUAGGCAAUUGUGUUUGUAGUUGGAGGAGGCAAUUACAUUGAAUACCAAAACCUUAUUGAUUACGUAAAGGUAUGUUACCACUUUAUGAGUUUCUUUUAUUAUUAUAUCUCUUCUUGCAUUUUUUUGCAUGCCUCUCUGGGGUACACAAGUGGACUUCCUUUUUCAUUUUAAUCACAAGUAUAGACGUGUACACAGAUAUAUGUGCACCAUGCUUCCUCCUCCAUUGAAGUAAAUGGGAAGGCAGCAGCACACACAUGAAAUUAAUACAUCGGGUCAUUUAUAUAAUGGUAAAGUCAGUGAUUUAUUUCUUCAGUUUCUUUAACUUUCUACCGCAAACAAUUACGUUUCUUUGUGGUAUGUUUGAAACACAAGUGAGGGUUGAAAUGCAGAUUCACAAAUUUAUGGUUUUAUUUAUAUUGUUUGUUUUGAAAAUGCUUUGAAAAUGUUUUUAACAGAAAGAUAGGCUAAAUAGGGAAGCCCCGUAUAGGGAAGUUUUUAAUGUUUGAUGUCUUACUGUGUUUUAAUUUGUUGGAAGCCACCCAAAGUGGCUGCGGCUACCCAGUCAGAUGGGCGGCAUAUAAAUAAAUUGUUGUUCUGGUUGUCAAUUGCUUAUAUACAACAAUGGGGGAAAACUGAGCUCUCUUCCUGCUACACUGCAGUUCUUAAAAAAAAACACACACCUCCAUUCUCUGAAGUUGUAGAAUGGCCUUCCUAAUAUAAAAUUGAGCAAUGUUUUGAUUAAAUUUGUGUUGUCUCACAUAGGGCAAGCAAGGUAAACAUGUCUUAUAUGGCUGCAGUGAACUCUUUAAUGCUGCACAGUUUUUAAAACAGGUAAGAAUUUAAAUGAUAAUGCAGUUAUCAUUUUAAAAUAUAAUGCACAAGUCAACUAAAAGUUUUUUUCAACAAGUCUUUUUAUUUCUGGUAUUCAUCGUAAACCCAAGAAAGGCCCAUCAAGUUUGUUGGUUCAUUGCGCUUGGCAAGAUGUUCACUGCUCAUAGAAGUGCUAUAGAGGAAACAAGCUGGCAGGGAGGGAGAGAAUACACACUUUGCAUGCAUACUUCACAGCUAUCUGAGGCAUGUUUUUUUUAAAAUGUGGGGUGAUUCGUCAGCUAGAUUGAAAACAGCAUGCAAGUUUCUCAGAUGUUGCUUUGGGUGGGCCAGCACCAACUCCAUUGAAUUUGCAAAGUCUUUUCCAACCUAUUGGGAAAGUGAACCAGAAACCUGGUGUAAAACAAGCCUCUCAAAUUUGCUUCUACUUACCCUGCUGCUACUUGUUUCCUCAACAGCAGCCUGUUCAUCCUGUGUGAAGGGAGGGCUGUGUGAAGCAGAAAAAACCAGGAACGAGUAAAAGUGGUGUCCCUAUUAAAGUGAUCUUCCCUCCACUAUGUAGCAGUGCUAAAAUAACUUCCUCUCCUGAUGGUCAGAAGGUUUAACAGCUUGGCUUAGUUAGCAUUGCUGGUCAUACUUCCCCUUCCAGAUGUUUUGUGCAUAUUAAAUCUUUUUCUAGUAGUAUUAGAGCAAAGUAAUAUCUGAGUAUUAAGUUUUUAUGUUUUAAACCACGCUGUGAUCUUUGGAAGAAGGGUGGUAUAUAAAUUUAAUUGAUUAUUAUUAUUAUUAUUAUUAUUAUUACAUAACAAGUACCCAUAAUGGAGUUCUUCUGCAAAGACAUGAAAGCAUGAUUCACACCUAUACUGUACUAGGUGUUUAUUUUGGGGUUUCCCCCCUAUGAGCCUUUUGUGGGCACACAGCACCCUACAUGCAGAUGAAUCCCUGUAGGACUUAAAAUAAAUUGGUUUGCCUUCAUCCCAUGGAAAUCUUGGAAAUGGAAGAUCUGACCCAGGCAACUUGUCUAAGUGGAGAGAUGGAGUAUGAUGCGGAGAUGACACACAUCCAGGUCUCCCAUUCAGACAGUUGUGCUGUCUCUUGUCAUGCUCAAGAGAGAAGGGCUGUGUACCCACAGGGAAGAAUCAUUCCUUAACUAAAAAUAUUGCUUUGUUUCAGGAGUGGGGAAUCUAUGGUCCUCCAAAUAUUGCUAUAUAACUCCUAUCAUCCCUGACUAUUGGACAUCCUGUCUAAGGAUGAGAGUCCAGCAACAUCUGCAGAGCCACAGAUUCCUCAACCCUGCUCUAUUUAAUGAAACAUUAUUGAGAAAAUAAAUUAUUUUGAGUCUGAAAAUAUUGCCUACUUUGUUUCUCUUUAGUAAUACAUUAGUACACAAUAUUUGGAUGAAGUCAGUUUUCUCCUUAUAAACUGGAGUAUAAUGGGUAAUCUAACGUUUUUCUUAUCUUUUUAUAUUUAGCUUUCCCAACUUGGACAGAAAUAGGAAAAGAUUAUCUGGCCUUUUGACAAAAUGUGAAGAAAAGAUCAUGGCAACAUGUAACAUCUUAACCUGUGCAUAGUAUUUAAACCUCAAAUGAUCCCUUAAACUGAUAAUUUUUAUUAAAGGAUAUUCUGUACUUCUAUAUAUAUAAGACAUACUACAUGCAGAAUAAUAUCAAAUAAACCACAACACUUGGAUUCUGCCUGCUGUGAUAUUUCUUCAAUUUGUUUAUAUGUUGUUAGAUUCAAGUGAUAAUUUAUCGGUAGGCUAUUGCAUCUGGAAUGUAAUUUGUACUAAUAUUUUUCAUUUAAUUUGUUGGAAUAAAUUAAGCUCAGAUCCCUCCU